AUGGAGCUCUUCACUGUGACCCAGCUUGGCUCCCCAAGCCAUAUCAUCAUUCAGACGGGGACCAAUGACCUGCGUGUCCAACAAGAGAGGCUGGCCACAUCACUAAGGGGAGUGAUAGAUAGGGCCUCCACCAUCUUCCCCCUUGCGAUGAUAUAUCUACCCUGCUCCAGAUGAGAGACACACCACCCUCCACCACUUCUCUCCCAGGAACUGCAUGCAGAUACACUGAGCUAUGCCCAAGCCGUACGCAGUCAAAGAGCCCCAUGCAGAGUUUGGAGCAUCGCCGGCCACACUGCCCUCCACAACACCCUCUUCAAUUCCCCCUACAACGUCCCUCCCAUGUUACCAGAUCAACCCCGCCUCAUCACAGCUCUACAAGACCAGGCCCGCCUCAGGACAGCUCAACCAGACCCGGCCAAUCACAGCACAGCUCUAUCAGACCAGGCCCAUCACUGCACAGCUCAACCAGACCAGGCCCAUCACAGCACAGCUCAACCAGACACGGCCCAUCACAGCACAGCUCUACUAGACCAGGCCCACGUCAACUCAGCCCAGCUAUACACAGCACCGACCACGACCCUGGGGUCUGGCAAAACACUGUUGAGGGUAGUGCACCACAUGAUGCAUUCCACACCAUGUAUCAUUCACAUCAUCAGCCCUCAUAUCCUGAGAGUUUGGAGCUUCGUCAGCCACACUGCCCUCCACACUGCCCUCCUCAAUUCCCCCACAACCUCCCUCCCAGGCUAGUUUUGGUUACCCUCCCUACUCCCAUCCCCAGGACAGGCCUGGGACACUCCUGCCCCCCAUGGCAGCCCCAACCUCACAACAGGAGCCACACCAAGGCCUCCUGUGCACACCCAGAAUGGAGCAUUGGCAACCACUCCAGUCCCCUGUAGUGGCUCCACUCCUUUGGCAGGAGCUUCAUCUGGGUGGACUGAGCUCUGCCAACACUGCUCUCCCAGUUCCUGCCCCAGCCCCUGCAUCCAGCAACUUGAGGGAGGUCUGUCAAAUGCUCAGUCUGCUCUGCUCUCACGUGGUUGGCCAAGGACCUUGGCAAAGUCUCAGCUCACUCAACAAAUAGCUGCAGAUGACCCUAUGCCUGUUAGCUCUUAUGGGAAAGAGCUGAAUACCCCCUCUGUUUAAAUCUUGUAGGGGGCUUGGGCUAUUGCACCUAAAUGUGCGAAGUAUGAUUUAAAAAAUUUACACAAUUAACAUUUGGGUACAGGACUCGUGUCCUGACAUUCUGGAAACAUGGUUAAAUGGUUCUGACUCUGAUAAAUUGAAGGAAAUUAUUAUAAUGUAUUUAGAUGUGGCAGAUUACAGAAAGGGGGAGGAGUGGCCAUAUAUGUCAAAUCUUUGAGCUCCUGGUUGUGUGUCCAUAAACCAGAAUACACAUUUAUUUGUUGCUGGGAUUUUACCGCCUCCCUGCUGCUAUGUCGGAUGCUAUUGGUGCUAUAUCCGAGUGUUUAACACCUUUUUUGUCCACGGAGUUGGACAUUUUAGGGGAUUUGAAUCUGGAUUGGCUAUCCCCGGCCUCAGAUAAAUUUAAGAGUAUAUGCAUUGAUUUUUAUCUGACUCAAUUGAUCUCAAAACCCACACGGCUAAAUGUGAAAAACCCUGUUAACUCCUCAUUGAUUGAUUUAAUUCUUACUAACAACCCUAUUCAUAUUUUUCUAGUGGAGUAUUUGCAUAUGAUCUCAGUGAUCAUUGUCCCAUAGUAUGUAUUAGAGAUAUGAAACAGCAAAAUACUAAUCCUCAUUUAAUUAAGAAGAGACAUUUAAAAUGUUUUCUCCUCAAGGGUUUUUACAUGACAUAUUCUACUCUGAUUUAGCCACUAUCUCCUGUAUUUCUGACCCUGAGUUGGCUCUAGAACAUUUCUCCUCCAUAUUCAUUCUUCUGGCAGAUAAACACACCCCUUUUAAACAAUUCAGAGUCAAAGAUAGAUCUAACCCUUGGUUUUCUUCGGAGCUAUCUGAGCUCAUUCAGAUGAGAAAUCAGGCCUGGGCCAAACCAAGGAAAACUGACUCUGUAGUGGACUGGCAAUCUUUCAGACAAUUGAGAAACAGAUGUACUAUCUCGAUUAAGAAAGCUAAAUCAAGAUACUUUUUAAGCUCUAUCUCUGACUCUGCUGGUGAUCCUUCUAAAUUUUGGAAAACAGUAAAUGCACUGAAACAUACAAAUUCCUCUUCUUCCCUGCCUAAGCAAGUUCUGUCUGACUCUGGCAUCAUAACUGAGAAGAAUGGGAAAGUGAUGCUUUUAAUCAUAAUUUUAUCUCAGCAGGCUUUUUAUUUGAGAGAAACUGUGGUUUGAUUGACCCUGGUCAGUCAAUCGACUGCUCUUCCCUCUGCCAGCCUCUAGCUGACUCGACGAUUAACCCAUCAACUUCUCAUUUAAACAAUUUACUAUCUGUGAUGUGCUAGAUGCCUUGCUUAAAAAAAAAUCCACUGGGGCUGAUAUGCUUGAUCCAUUUUUGCUGCAGCUCUCUGCCCCCCUGAUUGCUGAAUCAUUAACCCAUAUUUGUAACCUGACAAUUAUAUCUGGCACUAUCUCCAAGGUUUGGAAGGCGGCCCAUGUACCUAAAUAAUUAUUGCCCUAUUUCUAAACUUUCUUGCCUAGCUAAAAUAUUAGAAUCCUUGAUUAAUUCUCAGGUAAGAUCUUUCUUAUCUUUGAAAUGUAUUCUAUAUGGACAUCAGUCGGGUUUUAGACCAGGUCAUAGCACUAUCUCUCUGCUGCAUCCCUAGUUAUAAAUUAUGUAGUUAACUGUAUGGAUAAAAGGCAACAUUGUGCUGCCCUCUUCAUUGACCUGUCACAUGCUUUUGAUACUGUUGAUCACGCAAUGCUAAUUCAGAGGCUUUCCUUAAUUGGCCUAGACCAGGCUUCAUGUAACUGGUUUAAAAAUUACUUGACAGAUAGAACUCAAUGUGUAUCUACUGAUGGUGUUAAAUCAGGUUUCCUGGAUAUCACGAAAGGUGUCCCGCAGGGGUCAAUUCUGUGUCCUGUACUUUUUACUGUUUACAUUAACAAUAUCGACAAUAUUGUCUGUAAAAAGAAUUGUAACCUGCACUUGUAUGCCGAUGAUACUGUUGUGUAUGCUAUUGUCCCAACGGUUGACCAGGCGAUAGUCUGCCUUCAUUGUAUUACAGAAAAACUUUAUUGACCUGAAAUUAGUAUUGAAUGCAGGUAAAACUAAGUAUAUGUUGUUUUCUAGAGCACAUAAAAAUAACUCUGAUGAUUUAAGCAUAUGUACUUUGGAUGCUGUCCAUAUUGAUCGUGUCCCUGCUUACAAAUAUCUGGGCAUCUGGAUAGAUGAAAAGCUGUCUUUUAAAAAGCACAUUGAUGAGUUAGUUAAGAAGCUGAGAAUAGAAAUGGGCUUCUUCUAUAGAAAUAGGUCCUGCCUCUCACUAAAUUGUAGAAAGCAGAUUAUUCAGUCGACGUUCCUAACUGUCCUAGAGAAAUAGGUCCUGCCUCUCACUAAAUUGUAGAAAGCAGAUUAUUCAGUCGACGUUCCUAACUGUCCUAGACUAUGACGACAUCAUCUAUAUGAACGCAGCUGCCACUUUAAUAAAGCCGUUAGAUGCAGUUUAUCAUAGCCCACUGCGCUUUAUUACGUUCAAAAAAUGUGGUACUCAUCAUUGCAUUCCCUACCAAAAAGUUGGUUGGCGCUCUUUGAUGUCAUGUAGGUUGAUACAUUGCUACUGUAUGUUUUCAUUUAUUUAUUUAUAAAGUCCCACUGUACUAACAUCUUUACUUUAGACAUACGAGUUACCACACCGGUCUCAGGGAUGGUUAACUCUGGAAACUCCUUUGGUCUCUACUGAGUUAGGUAAAUCAGCUUUUCGUUUUCGUGCACCUAAUUUGUGGAACAAUCUUCACAAUGUUCUUAAAUUUGAUGUUUUGGUGCCUUUAGGGCAAUUCAGAAAGCUGAUUGAGGACCUUUUUACUGAUGGGUGUGUUUGUUUUUUAUGACAUUCAUAUCCAUAAAUAUGCAUUUCUGUGUAGGACAGAUCAGGGACCCAUGAUGUCAUUCCGUUACCAUAAUUCUGUUACCGGGUGUAAAUCCACUUCACUUACUGUAGUUCAAUAACCAAAAUAUAUUUUUUUGUCAUAGCUGGCACCCAAUUCUUUCUGCAGACAUCUUUGAAUCUUAAUUCGGAGCAGAUAUUUAAAGACGUGCUCCGGACCAUUGGUGAUUAAUAAGUAUUUUUUAAACUUCCCACUUUGGGCUGGAUGUGUCAAUGUGUAGUUCAUACAUGCAUAAUCUAUUAGCAGAAUUAUAGUCUUACCUCAAUUAGCCACGAAAUCCCUAGUUUGAAAGCAACUGUUUUUCUGGAAGCUGUGCUGUGCCAUUUUCCCUACAUUUUCUCCCUUGUAGGCCAGCCCCCUAGUAAUUCUAGUUCUAGCCAAUGAGCUUCAGCCCCUCGCCAUUUGAGUGACAGCUAGCAAGAUGCACACACAGCAGACCAAGAGAGAGAGAGAAAUGACGUGGUGCACAUACAGUGAGGGAAAAAAGUAUUUGAUCCCCUGCUGAUUUUGUACGUUUGCCCACUGCCAAAGAAAUGAUCAGUCUAUAAUUUUAAUGGUAGGUUUAUUUGAACAGUGAGAGACAGAAUAACAACAAAAAAAUCCAGAAAAACGCAUGUCAAAAAUGUUAUAAAUUUAUUUGCAUUUUAAUGAGGGAAAUAAGUAUUUGACCCCCUCUCAAUCAGAAAGAUUUCUGGCUCCCAGGUGUCUUUUAUACAGGUAACGAGCUGAGAUUAGGAGCACACUCUUAAAGGGAGUGCUCCUAAUCUCAGUUUGUUACCUGUAUAAAAGACACCUGUCUACAGAAGCAAUCAAUCAAUCAGAAUCCAAACUCUCCACCAUGGCCAAGACCAAAGAGCUCUCCAAGGAUGUCAGGGACAAGAUUGUAGACCUACACAAGGCUGGAAUGGGCUACAAGACCAUCGGCAAGCAGCUUGGUGAGAAGGUGACAACAGUUGGUGUGAUUAUUCGCAAAUGGAAGAAACAAAAAAGAACUGUCAAUCUCCCUCGGCCUGGGGCUCCAUGCAAGGUCUCACCUCGUGAAGUUGCAAUGAUCAUGAGAACGGUGAGGAAUCAGCCCAGAACUACACAGGAGGAUCUUGUCAAUGAUCUCAAGGCAGCUGGGACCAUAGUCACCAAGAAAACAAUUGGUAACACACUACGCCGUGAAGGACUGAAAUCCUGCAGCGCCCGCAAGGUCCCCCUGCUCAAGAAAGCACAUAUACAGGGCCGUCUGAAGUUUGCCAAUGAACAUCUGAAUGAUUCAGAGGAGAACUGGGUGAAAGUGUUGUGGUCAGAUGAGACCAAAAUGGAGCACUUUGGCAUCAACUCAACUCGCCGUGUUUGGAGGAGGAGGAAUGCUGCCUAUGACCCCAAGAACACCAUCCCCACCAUCAAACAUGGAGGUGGAAACAUUAAGCUUUGGGGGUGUUUUUCUGCUAAGGGGACAGGACAACUUCACCGCAUCAAAGGGACGAUGGACAGGGCCAUGUACCGUCAAAUCUUGGGUGAGAACCUCCUUCCCUCAGCCAGGGCAUUGAAAAUGGGUCGUGGAUGGGUAUUCCAGCAUGACAAUGACCCAAAACACACGGCCAAGGCAACAAAGGAGUGGCUCAAGAAGAAGCACAUUUAGGUCCUGGAGUGGCCUAGCCAGUCUCCAUACCUUAAUCCCAUAGAAAAUCUGUGGAGGGAGUUGAAGGUUCGAGUUGCCAAACGUCAGCCUCGAAACCUUAAUGACUUGGAGAAGAUCUGCAAAGAGGAGUGGAGAAAAUCCCUCCUGAGAUGUGUGCAAACCUGGUGGCCAACUACAAGAAACGUCUGACCUCUGUGAUUGCCAACAAGGGUUUUGCCACCAAGUACUAUGUCAUGUUUUGCAGAGGGGUCAAAUACUUAUUUCCCUCAUUAAAAUGCAAAUCAAUUUAUAACAUUUUUGACAUGCGUUUUUCUGGAUUUUUUUGUUGUUAUUCUGUCUCUCACUGUUCAAAUAAACCUACCAUUAAAAUUAUAGACUGAUCAUGUCUUUGUCAGUGGGCAAACGUACAAAAUCAGCAGGGGAUCAAAUACUUUUUUCCCUCACUGGAUCCGCACAUACAGUUGAAGUCGGAAGUUUACAUACACCUUAGCCAAAUACAUUUAAACUCAGUCUUUCACAAUUCCUGACAUUUAAUCCUAGUAAAAAUGCCCUGUCGUAGGUCAGUUAGGAUCACCACUUUAUUUCAAGAAUGUGAAAUAUCAGAAUAAUAGUAGAGAGAAUGAUUUAUUUCAGCUUUUAUUUCUUUCAUCACAUUCCCAGUGGGUCAGAAGUUUACAUACACUCAAAUAGUAUUUGGUAGCAUUGCCUUUAAAUUGUUUAACUUGGGUCAAACGUUUUGGGUAGCCUUCCACAAGCUUCCCACAAUAAGUUGGGUGAAUUUUGUCCCAUUCCUCCUGACAGAGCUGGUGUAACUGAGUCAGGUUUGUAGGCCUCCUUGCUCGCACACGCUUUUUCAGUUCUGCCCACACAUUUUCUAUAGGAUUGAGGUCAGGGCUUUGUGAUGGCCACUCCAAUACCUUGACUUUGUUGUCCUUAAGCCAUUUUGCCACAACUUUGGAAGUGUGUUUGGGGUCAUUGUCCAUUUGGAAGACCCAUUUGCGACCAAGAUUUAACUUCCUGACUGAUGUCUUGAGAUGUUGCUUCAAUAUAUCCACAUAAUUGUCCUUCCUCAUGAUGCCAUCUAUUUUGUGAAGUGCACCAGUCCCUCCUGCAACAAAGCACCCCAACAGCAUGAUGCUGUCACCCCCGUGCUUCACGGUUGGGAUGGUGUUCUUCGGCUUGCAAGCCUUCCCCCUUUUUCCUCCAAACAUAACGAUGGUCAUUAUGGCCAAACAGUUCUCUUUUUGUUUCAUCAGACCAGAGGACAUUUCUCCAAAAAGUACGAUCUUUGUAUCCAUGUGCAGUUGCAAACCGUAGUCUGCCUUUUUUAUGGUGAUUUUGGAGCAGUGGCUUCUUCCUUGCUGAGCGGCCUUUCAGGUUAUGUCGAUAUAGGACUUGUUUUACUGUGGAUAUAGAUACUUUUGUACCUGUUUCCUCCAGCAUCUUCACAAGGUGCUGUUGUUCUGGGAUUGAUUUGCACUUUUCGCACCAAAGUACGUUCAUCUCUAGGAGACAGAACGCGUCUCCUUCCUGAGCGGUAUGACGGCUGCGUGGUCCCAUGGUGUUUUUGCUCCCAAGGAUGAACCAGACUUGUGGAGGUCUACAAUCUUUUUUCUGAGGUCUUGGCUAAUUUCUUUUGAUUUUCCAAUGAUGUCAAGCAAUGAGGCACUGAGUUUGAAGGUAAGCCUUGAAAUACAUCCACAGGUACACCUCCAAUUGACUCAAAUGAUGUCAAUUAGCCUAUCAGAAGCUUCUAAAGCCAUGACAUCAUUUUCUGGAAUUUUCCAAGUUGUUUAAAGGCACCGUCAACUUAGUGUAUGUAAACUUCCUACUUCAACUGUAUGUGACGUAAGUACGCAAUUUUCAGGGACCACUUUUGGUUUCUGAGCGCUAUUUUCAUAACUACCAACUAAAAAGUAUAUAAAUGUUCCGGAGAAAUUACAUUUGUUUUUGUGCAAUUUUCUGUGGAAAUUGUUCAAAGUAGUCCUUGUGCAUAGAGUUGUAUGGUUUGUUUAACUUUGAAAUCAAUGUUUUUUGUUUGGCAUACAUUUUAAAGAUAAUAAAAUGAGUCUCAGCGUAAUUCCGUUAUCGUGGAAUUGCCCUAAAGCAUUCUGCCUGUGUCCCAAAUGGCACCCUAUUCCCAAUAUAGUGCACUACUUUUGACUUUUGGCUCUGUUCACUAUAUAGGGAAUAGGGUGCCAUUUGGGACACAGACAUAUUGUUAGAGGAUUUACAGUAAGGCUAACCCCAUUUAGUCGACUGGUUGAUUGUUUGGUUGAUAUGCUGUUGGUCGACAGAUAAUGGUUUAGUCGAGCCGUUGCAAAAAAAAUGUUUUAUGGCACGUCUUGAUUGACACCUGUCUCAGUGGACUAAACCAUUGCGGAGGCCGCAGGGAUGGCACACCAGUAAUACAUUUACCGUUAAUCCACAUAAUUUCUAAUCUACUAUGUUUGUUUGGUUACCGUAAUUUCUGUUAAUGCAUUCAAUAUAUUAUUAUUUCAGUCUUUUACAGUUCUCAUUGUCAGAGUGGACACGUUUGCAGAGUGCACAACCUAGGCUCUCUCCCUUUCAAUAACCACUUGGCGUGAAAAGGAAAUAAAAUGUCAUGCUCUGAUCUGGUGGAAACGUCAUAAAAUUGGCCUACCUGAUUACUUCUUAUCCCUUGCGGAAACCCUGAGGGUCCAGAAUAUGUUAUACAAUGACUCAAGAGGGAGCCAGAGAUCAAGGUAGACUGAAAAAAAAGUGUUUCCGAGCCUCCACUUCCCCCUGCUGGACCAAGUUGAUAGUUGAUAAAAUUCCUUGCAGACAGGCCACUAUUUCCUUGCAGACAGGCCACUAUUUUUACAAAGUUGCCAAUGGCAAUAGAAGUUAUUUUAAAUGUAUAAUUUUCAUUUAGAUAGAGUUUUAAUUUAUCAAAUGACAAUGAUUUUGAGAUACGAAGACUUUAUUAUAAAAGACAUGAAACUGUUCCACUAAAAUGUUCAUGUGAAAAUCAUAACUGGCAUGCAGAUCGGUAGAAAUUGUAAGAUAAAUUGGCACUCCAAAUGGAAAAGGUUGCCGACAAUUGGUGUAGCCUAUUAACGGUAACUUCGGGAGCGUAAGGGCAGAAGGCCAACAGCAGGGGGAGGUAGAGGCUCGGGAACAGGCUUUUUUCUUCUGGUUAGGCUAUCUUGAUCUCAGGCUCCCUCUUGAGUCAUUUGUGUGUCUUAAUUAUUUAAUCACAGUGUGCUUAAAGCAUCAGGCUAGCUCACUAGCCUACAUAUAGUUGAUUUUAUUAAAAAUGGAAAAAUACACCUUUUAAAAUGUCGACCAGUCGAUUGGUCGAAAGAACAGACAACUCUUGGUCGACAAAGAUUUUUUUUGUCGAGGACAGCCUUAGUUUACAGUAAUAGCAACAGAGCUGGACUGUCGAGGUUGCAUGGACCACUCAGAUACGCCAUAUUCUACCAUGCUAUGACAGAGUGAUCGUUAGCCUAUGCUUUGUUUAAUUUGACUGUAUUGUCAUAUUUUACUGCCCCUCUGGUUGGAUAAUUGUUUAGGAAUGUGAAAGUAUUCGAACAGCAAGAAUAGAUUGGCAUUGAUCCUACUGUGGGGCUCUCGUUUGGUUGUAAGUUCAAGACCUGAAUAUUUCACUUUGAGAAAGCACACAUGCUGCUGCCAAAGCAUGUCCAAACGACAAUGAUUUCUUACUUCCAUCGAAUACUAUACUACUCUUGGCUUAAAAAAUCGUCUUGUUCAAAAGCUGCACUUGGGACAAGAAUAUCUGGUAUGGUCAUAUGGUCACUUGGCCCGGUUUUUAUGGUAUUCAUUCUUGAAUGAACCACGUCUCUCAGCCUGUAUGACAUGCAAUAUCUGAAAGAUUUACCUUGGAACGAUAUACUGCAGGCUGCAGAAUGGAGUAUUUAGAAACAUAUGCUAUCAUUGACCAACAUGCUGUAUAGGUACAUUAAACAAUUUCAUUUUUACUGAGGCACGCACUCUAUAAGGUAUUUUUGAGCUUCAGGCAUGUUCUAGAAAUCAGGGGCCCACGCUGUCUCUUUAUGUACCGUUUGAUAACACUGCGAUUGAACGAAGGUGAUUUAGUGGGAAUAAAUGGGGAGGUAUUUAGGAGGGUUUUACUGUCUUCAACCCAAUGUGUUCUGGGUAAAGGAUUAGACACCGAGCUCUUUUGUGCUGUCUCCAGGAUCGGAUGCAAACCAAUUUGGUCUGGCAGCGCUCUGUUCAUUACCCCAUGAAGGGUUUUACGGCAGCGGCUGGGUUGUGUCGUGGGCUUAGCCUGUGUCUGCUCUGUGACCCCCCUUAAAAUGGGAGCAGGGACAUUUUUUUUGUCUGGAAAGUCCAUAAUAAAUUUAGCAGCAGCGAUAUAAAAUCCUUACAGUUGUGGGUAAUUGUGGUGAGGCUGGGGCUGGGUCUCUAACUGGAUGCUUUAUCUCAGAGGGAGGUGGUGGGGCUUGACCUGGUUUCCUUUGUGGAUGCGUUGUCAUGGGAAACCGUUGUCUCAGCCAAUAGAAGGGUGUUUCUGGAGGAGGGCAGAUGAAAGAAAGCAGCAGUGCAGCUAGAAGACAAGGAGAUAAGGAGCCUGUCUGUCUGUGUCCCACAUGGCACCCUAUUCCCUACAUAGUUCACUACAUUUGACCAGGGCCAAUAGGGCUCUGGUCAAGGGUCCUGGUCAAAAGCAGUGCACUAUGUAGGGUAUAGGUUGCCAUUUGGGAUGCAGACACAGACUGUGUGCCCUCUGUUUAUUGUCUCAGACAAUUGUCAGGCUAACACUGUGUUUGGUGUAGUAGUUCACUGCCGUAGUUUAUUAAAACAUCACAUUGUGGAGCCUUCGCAGUAAAGUGAACGGUGUGGAACAACCUUUAUUGGAAUUGCCAGUGCAUGUAGGCCUAAUUCUGUUGUUUUGUUAAUAUAAUUUGAGGGUGCCUAAUAUAAAUAUGAAAUACCUGAUGUUCUAGGUUAGAUUAGGUCAUUUCCAUGCAAAAGCACCCAUGAGCACCAAUGUGAAGUUCAUAGGAACAUGUCAAAUUGGGUGUCAAAUGAAAGCUAAGAUUCUUUCUUUUUUAUUAAGGCAUAUAUACUGUAAAUUUUUUCACCGUUUUCCAUCCUAAAAAUAAGGAAUAAGCAAAGACUUUGAUUUCUGGUGGAAAGGGGGUCUUAGAAAACAUGUACCAGAAAAAGUCUUAAAAUGUAUUAGAAAUACAGUGGGGAAAAAAAGUAUUUAGUCAGCCACCAAUUGUGCAAGUUCUCCCACUUAAAAAGAUGAGAGAGGCCUGUAAUUUUCAUCAUAGGUACACGUCAACUAUGACAGACAAAUUGAGAAAAAAAAAUCCAGAAAAUCACAUUGUAGGAUUUUUAAUGAAUUUAUUUGCAAAUUAUGGUGGAAAAUAAGUAUUUGGUCAACUACAAACAAGCAAGAUUUCUGGCUCUCACAGACCUGUAACUUAUUCUUUAAGAGGCUCCUCUGUCCUCCACUCGUUACCUGUAUUAAUGGCACCUGUUUGAACUUGUUAUCAGUAUAAAAGACACCUGUCCACAACCUCAAACAGUCACACUCCAAACUCCACUAUGGCCAAGACCAAAGAGCUGUCAAAGGACACCAGAAACAAAAUUGUAGACCUGCACCAGGCUGGGAAGACUGAAUCUGCAAUAGGUAAGCAGCUUGGUUUGAAGAAAUCAACUGUGGGAGCAAUUAUUAGGAAAUGGAAGACAUACAAGACCACUGAUAAUCUCCCUCGAUCUGGUGCUCCACGCAAGAUCUCACCCCGUGGGGUCAAAAUGAUCACAAGAACGGUGAGCAAAAAUCCCAGAAUCACACGGGGGGACCUAGUGAAUGACCUGCAGAGAGCUGGGACCAAAGUAACAAAGCCUACCAUCAUUAACACACUACGCCGCCAGGGACUCAAAUACUGCAAUGCCAGACGUGUCCCCCUGCUUAAGCCAGUACAUGUCCAGGCCCGUCUGAAGUUGGCUUGAGUGCAUUUGGAUGAUCCAGAAGAGGAUUGGGAGAAUGUCAUAUGGUCAGAUGAAACAAAAAUAUAACUUUUUGGUAAAAACUCAACUCGUCGUGUUUGGAGGACAAAGAAUGCUGAGUUGCAUCCAAAGAACACCAUACCUACUGUGAAGCAUGGGGGUGGAAACAUCAUGCUUUGGGGCUGUUUUUCUGCAAAGGGACCAGGACGACUGAUCAGUGUAAAGGAAAGAAUGAAUGGGGCCAUGUAUCGUGAGAUUUUGAGUGAAAACCUCCUUCCAUCAGCAAGGGCAUUGAAGAUGAAACGUGGCUGGGUCUUUCAGCAUGACAAUGAUCCCAAACACACCGCCCGGGCAACGAAGGAGUGGCUUCGUAAGAAGCAUUUCAAGGUCCUGGAGUGGCCUAGCCAGUCUCCAGAUCUCAACCCCAUAGAAAAUCUUUGGAGGGAGUUGAAAGUCCGUGUUGCCCAGCGACAGCCCCAAAACAUCACUGCUCUAGAGGAGAUCUGAAUGGAGGAAUGGGCCAAAAUACCAGCAACAGUGUGUGAAAACCUUGUGAAGACUUACAGAAAACGUUUGACCUGUGUCAUUGCCAACAAAGGGUAUAUAACAAAGUAUUGAGAAACUUUUGUUAUUGACCAAAUACUUAUUUUCCACCAUAAUUUGCAAAUAAAUUCAUUAAAAAUCCUACAAUGUGAUUUUCUGGAUUUUUUCUUCUCAUUUUGUCUGUCAUAGUUGACGUGUACCUAUGAUGAAAAUUACAGGCCUCUCUCAUCUUUUUAAGUGGGAGAACUUGCACAAUUGGUGGCUGACUAAAUACUUUUUUCCCCCACUGUACAUCAAAAUACAAUCAUGUUGAAGUAAAGACCCCUGCCAACUAAUAUCCUCAUUUAUAUUUAGUUUUUUUCUGCCUUCUGUAAGUUUAAGAAACAUUGCCUUGUGCCUUGAAAGUUUUUACUUAUAUCAAUUUUGUUUAUUAAUUAUUAAGUGAUUAAAACACGGAAUUCUGUUACCUAAAUCAGUAACGGAAUUUCUGCAAUUGAAUUGGCUACAAUGGGAAAUCAUAGUAGUCUCAAACCACAGUUGGGUAACCUGCUACUGUCCUCCCUUCCACUGUCAUACUGUUAUGUUCAGCUGAUAAUGGUUUUCUUUCUCUUUCUGUCUUCUGGUGGUCAAAGCAAGAGUGUGAAAAGUCUGGACAACCCCCCCUCUCUUCUCUCUCUCUCUCCAAUUUAUGCCACCUUUCCCAGCCUGGAUUUCAAUGUCCACAGACAUAGUUUUUUGGUUCGGUCCGGACCAGCCUUGAUUUCAACGUCCACAGAUGUCUGGACCGGCUUUCAUUUGGCCCAAACAUGGACGUCCAUAAUUGGUUCAGAUUUGAUCAUUGCUUGACAACCAUUUUUAGGUCUUACCGUAGAUUUUCAAGUAGAUUUAAGUCAAAACUGUAACUCAGCCACUCAGGAACAUUGUUUUAAAGCCACCAUUGGCCUUAUGGUGAAAUCCCUGAGAGAUGUCCUUCCUCUCUGGCUACUGAGUUAGGAAGGAUACCUGUAUCUUUGUAGUGACUGGGUGUAUUGAUACACCAUCCAAAGUGUAAUUAAUAAGUAAAGGGAUAUUCCAUGACUGCUUUUUUACUUUUUACCCAUCUACCAAUAGGUGCCCUUCUUUGCGAGGCAUAGGAAAACCUCCCUGGUCUUUGUGGAUGAAUCUGUGUUUGUAAUUCACUGCUCGACUGAGAGACCUUACAGAUAAUUUUAUGUGUGGGGUACAGAGAUGAGGCAGUCAUUCAAAAAUCAUGUUAAACACUAUUAUUGCACACAGAGUGAGUCCAUGCAACUUAUUAUGUGACUUGUUAAGCACAUUUCUACUCCUGAACUAAAUUAGGUUUGCCAUAUCAAACUUUGUAGUACAUUUUCAAAGGGAUUCGUUGCUUUUUAAAGGCAGUUGCUCUUUAAAGUGAUUCAUGUGCCAAAUGAUAUUAGUGUCAAAGGGUGCGUUUACACAGGCUGCCCUUUUUUUCACAAAUUGAUCAGUCACAUCAGGUCUUUUCACAUCAGAUCUUUUUUAGGGCUGAUCUAACUGAAUUUGUCCAAUAAGAAACUCUAGUUUUUGUUACAAAACAUGUUCCAUUGCAAAACAUUUUGCUACAGUGUGCACUAAUAAAUAGACCCCUUGUGUGUUGCUAUGACAUCAGCUAUACAUCACCGUUGUCUGUAUGAAAACAAGAAUAUGUUCUUGUGUUUGGUAAUGAUUUAAAUUCUAAUCAGAGGUGGUACAGGCCAUCUAUGCACGAACUGCAGUGCCCAGUGAUUGACCCUCAGUUCCUUCACUGUUUCAACAUAUUCCCUACAUAGUGCACUACUUUUGACCAGGGCCCAUAGGGGUCAAAGUAGUGCGCUAUGUAAGGUAUAGGGUGCCAUUUGCAACACAUCCUCAGUCUGUGUGACCGAUUGGAGGUGUCUGCUGCUUUUCCAAGCUCAACCAUCAUUGCCUCUCCUCCAGUCGUAACUGGUGUGUGUUUAAGGUAAAUGUAAUUACUCACGAAGGGAAUUUGGAAAGUGUCCAAACUCAUCCGCCCGCAGAGGUGCGUUAACGUUAGAUAUUAUUAAAGUGAGUGAGUCGUCAUUGCUGUCUGUGUCAGGCUCCGAGGUAAGCACUUACUCCCAGCAAUAAAUUUGACAUGCGUAGUUAUGGAGGAAGGUUUUAGGUUUUAAUGCAAUCAUUCAAAGUGAAGGUUGUAAGCAUAAAGAAUGCCUUUAAAUGUAUCAGAAACAGAUUGGAGAGACAAGGGGGCCUUUGGAGUGCACACAUGGUAACAGAGAGUAACAGAGACUGGGAUGGGCACAUUCUCCCUCCCGACCUCCCUCCCUCUCUCUAUAUCAUGAACUUGUCCUGAUGUCCUGUCCUGUGGUCCCUGUGCCACCCAACUGUCAACCCCAGGAUUACUGCGGCAACAGAUUGCUCUCCUAAUGAUUUACUCCUAACUUCAAAAGCAAACCGGCUGAUGUUUGUGACACUCUGGUGCCGACAAGCACACGUUUCGGUCUGAAGUAAUGAUGAUGGUGGCAUCUCAAACUUAGAUGCGAUCGUUAUUGUGUUAUGUUUUAAAUCAGGUUGAAGUAUUUGGAGGAUUUCAUUUUUUUAUGAUUUGGCUGUGCGUCCCAAAUGGCACCCUUUUCCCUACAUAGUGCACUACUUUUGACCAUGACUACAAUAUUCUGGUGAAGAUGUAGUGUGUCAUGGACAGGUGGUACCUGUGGAGUGCACUUCCCCUGUCUUUACGUAGCGCACCACAGGUCAGGAUGAAGAAUGUCUAUGGAGUUUUAUGGUCAGCCGGGUUAGAAGGUGAGGAAAAAGGGAGAAUCUGAUAUCCAGAGCUGGGUCCUCCUCCCCUCCUCCUUCUCUCCUCCUUUCCUCCCUCCUCCCCUCCCCUCUCUGGAUCCCAGGACAGACGUUUUUACAGGGUUCUGUGGGAUUGGAGGGCUGCCUGCCUCUGCUGGCAGACUGCUCCACUCCAAUGGGCUGGGCUAUACGCUUGGGGAGGACAAGGGUCUUCCACUAAGCUGAGAGGAAAUAGCCUUUGUCAAAUUGAAACAAACGGGAAUCCAUCCUGCCUGGUGCUACGGCCCUCAGCCAUCUGACAGGCCAUGUCAGGAACAGGCAGUAAGACAUCAAGUCAACUCCAUGGGAGGUGAGCUCUUUCUCUCUCUGAGAGGCCUACAGAGUCCUUCUGUCUUCUUCUUCUUGGCUCCUCUGUACUGUUGAGAUAGCACUCCACUUGGUCUACUCUGGAUACUGUGGAAUGUUCUUUGGAGACUGUGUUUGGUAAAUCAUGUUCUUUGAGAACGCGGUGUCUCAUAGCCACAGCAGGUGAUGGUGGACAUGUGCGCUUGUUUUUUGAAUCCUGCCACUUUUGGACACUGUGGGUUUCAUAACACAACAGACGGUCGUCCAGCUGAAGGAACUGAGAGUCCUGCAGGGAGGGAAGGAGAAAGCGAGAGAGAGAGGAAGAAAAGUAGGGAGGGAGAGAGUGGGGGGGGGGGGGGGGGGGGGGUGAGGGGAAAGGGAGAGAGAGUGAGAGGGAGUGAGAGAGAGUGAGUGAGAGGGAGGGAGCGAGAGAGAGAGAGAGAGAUCACAUGGCUUUAUUGCUCAAACAAUGUGGGGCCGUAGGGACAAGUCACCUUAUCUAAUAGAAAUCAAUAGGAAACCAGUGCAUACUUAAUGAUUAGGUAUCUAGAUGUAAUGACUAGUUGCGUGGCGGUUUUCUUGGUCAUUGAUGUCGCGCACAUGCUAUGCUCUGAUUGGGUGCUCUAUAUUGGACUAGACAAAUCACUGCAUAUUUUGGUCAGAUGAUUCUGCAAAUAUUGAGUAGUAUACUUUUUCCUGUCUAUUUUGUCUAAGGUUAAAAGGGCAAUCUGGGACUAAUACAAUUUUGUUUGAUUUUGAUAUCACGGAUGGUCAGUCCUUGCAUGACUGACGAGUCACCUUGAAUUUAAUUUCGCUGCUCUGUUUGACUUCAAAAUGAAAGGCGCUGUACAAAACAAAUUCAUUAGUGAUUGGAUUGUCUCUAACAAAUUUAACCAAUCAGAGUAUCAAAGUUGAUAACGUCAUCAUGUUGGCCGGCUCUGGCCCAACCCAUCAGUUUCUAGGACCAAUCAGAACGGUCAGAAUGUUUUUACAUUCUAUAAAUCAUCAGGGAGGGAGGCAAAUCCAGACUCAAUGUGGAGAACAAACGUCAGUUGGCCAGAGUGAUGUUGAUGGGUAGCCAGGCAAUGCAUCCCUAGCUCUGUCUAGGAAUUUGAGAGUGGCUAUAUUUCUCCAGCUGCCCCAUCCCUCAGCUGUUUACCCAAAAAAGUGGCGGGGUUCCUGCUUUGUUGUUUUUCAAAUCCCAGAAUGCCCUUUUAAGCAUGAAUCAGAUGAGAAGCGGCUGUUGUUUGUAGACAUGAACUUGAACACACUGGGGUGAUUCAGUGCUGCUGUGUGUUUUCCACAUCACGCUGGGGUGUAGUGUGGAGAAUGCUCUUCAUCCUCCAGCUCGUUCGUUGUGCUAGCUGCUGCGUUAUGAUCGAUGCCGUUGCCUCGCCUCUCCCCCUGUGUUUUUGUGCGGUCGAGUAGAUCAAGAGAGAUAGCCUAAGGAAAGUGGCCAGGCACUGGUGUGACUACCAAGUCUGUAUGUGGUGCAAAGUCAAUGAGUGGUAGAAACUAUUGUAAUAUCCCAGCUAGCACAUAAUGUUCUGAGAAUCAUAUGUUUCUUAGAGCUUGGUGAGAGCAUGGUUGUCCUAUGGUUAUUUUGCAUACAACCUUACCACAAGUUUCUGGGAAUGGUGCAGGAUAGUUGCUUGGUUUUGGAACAUUCUCAGCACGUUUAAAGGCCCAGUGCAGUCAAAAACAUGAUUUUCCUGUAUUUUAUAUAUAUAUAUCCACACUACGAGGUUGGAAUAAUAUUGUGAAAUUGUGAACAUUAAACAGUGUAAGAGCUGUUUGAAAAGACAGAGCUGUUUUGGUGGGAUGGAGUUUUGACAUCACAAGGUGGUAAAUUAGGUGAUAGACCAAUGAGAAAGAGAGUUCCAAACCUCUCUGCCAAUAACAACACGUUUUCAGUUUUCCCCUCCUCACUCAUACCACUGCCAGACAGUCCUAGCAAAAUUGUUACGUGAGAAAUUGCUCUUUGCUAAGAAGCAUUAUUUAAUUUUUUGACCAUUUUCAUUGAAAACAAUCACAGUAAGUUACGUAAUUGUUAACCAGAAAAUAUUUGAUAUUGAGAUUAAAACGGCUGCAUUGGUCCUUUAAGGAACUUGACAGAAAAAAAACAUAUUUUCUUGGUAUUUCAUUACUUUAACAGAACGUUUCCUAAAAGUUCAAACAUGGUAAUGUUCUAGAAAAGUUCUCCAACUGGUUUGACAUUGAGAAUGUUCUGAAAUAGUUCAGAGAACGUUAAGAAACAAUGUUCUUCUGUGGGUAUUUCAGUACUUCAGCUUAACGUUUUCUACAGGUUUCCUCAUGGUUCUAUUUAAAACUUUUCAUCCUAUAGCUUGUUCUCCAUCUUCUUUUUAAAUAGUGAGAUAUUUUCAGUAUUGACAAAAUGAUAAGCAGUCUUUUUUAAUAACUUGAUGUUCCUAAACAGGCUUCCUACAGGCACUGCCACUUUUCAUGCAAUGGGCAUCGCACAUAAUGAGUCUAAACGUUUCACAGAAGCUGGACAAAAAUAGCCUAAUGUCCAAUAUAAAUUUAAAAAGGGAAUGUCUGUUGACUGUUUUUCUGCUCCUGAUAUUUUAAUAAAACAUUGGUGAGGUACAUAAGGCUACUGUGUGUGCCUCCACUGGCAAAAUCAAUUGCAUUACCGCUAAGACCAGCUUUUCGGUCUUAAAUAUCCCUAGUUGCGCUCACUGAAAUUGCCAUAUUGGCACACAUUUUUAAGGACAGACCUCAAAUAUGUCCACCCCCCACCAGCCGAACAUAGAGCCAAUAGUGAUAUGUUUGGAACAUCAAAUUACAAUAACAUUUCAGUAUCAAAUCGCAAUACAUAUAGAAUCGUGAUAAUUGGAAUAAGUAUUGUAUCGGCACCUAAGUAUCAUGGUAAUAUCGUAUCGUGAGGUCCCUGGCAAUUCCCAGCACUAUCGGAAAAGUUAUGUUGAAUGAACCAUGCCAGGCUUUAACAUCGAUAUUACAUGUAUGUGACUACAGUGUGUGGGAUGAAAAAGAAGGCCUAUAGAGACCUCUAGCAGAGAAUUCUGUUAGGCCUUAUCAUUGUUUGUUCCAGUUCCAAUUACAUGUCAUUGACUUCUAAAAACUUUGAAGAAAAAGUUCUCAGGGUCUGGGAAUAACUUUGAGCAGAAGACCGAGCUUGUCUUUGUGUCAUCAUCAUCAUCAGACUGUAGUUAUGUGUUCCAUUUGUCCAGGAAUGUAAAUCUCUUAAUGAGAUUAUAGAAGAUGAAAGCUGAUUGUCUGAAUCAUGUCCUGAUCUGUCUCUCCUCUCCAGGGUCCUUCAGGAACGAUGGGAUUAAGGCAUCAGAUGUCCUGCCUGUGCUGAAAGAGAAAGUGGCCUUUGUGUCAGGUAAGUGCCCACGUCCCAAAUGGCACCCUAUUUCAUAGCCCUAUCGGUCCUGUUCCAAAGUAGUGCACUACAUAGAGAAUAGGGUGCUGUUUGGGUUGCAGCCUGUGAUGCUUCAGCUUGACUAAUCCACUAUGGGAAAUCAUGAAGAUGUUUUCUGUUCUAGCUGUCAGUGUUCAUGGCAGACCUGUGCUGAGGAAAUUCCCAUGGCAAGCAAGAUUAGUAGUACAUGACAAGCAUGUUGACAUUUAACCAUCGGCACAACAACUUUCAUGUGCAACAACUUCCUGUUACACUAUCGUCUUCAUGUAGGGGUGUAUUCAUUAGUGCACACCGUGGCAAAACGUUUUGCAACAGAAAAUGUUUUGCAACGUAAAGAGUUUCUUAUUGGACAAGUUCAGGUAGGUCCCUCCCCGUUUUGGCCCUUUUCCUUCCGUUUAGUUACUAGGGAAUGUACCCCUGGUGCUCCUUUUGUCUCUUUGACACCAUUGUAUACGUAUGGGACAGGAACAACAGCACACGGUACAUCAGGACAUGUGAUACGCCAUUAGUUCAGACUAGGGCUGUGGUCGUCAUUACAUUUUGUCAGCGAGUUAUUGUCACGCAAAAGACUGCCGGUUUCACUGUAAUUGACGGUUAAUUAACAUAAACACGUUUAGCAUCUCCAGGCCUCCACACAUACAAGAUGCAUAGAAGCCGCUGAUUCGCACACCUUUGGAACAUCUACAUUUAAAAAGUCUAAUAAAUCAAUUUAAUAUACACCAUCACAAUAAAUCCAUUAUUUAUUUUAGUCAGGUCUAAAGAAACAUUAUGAUAUGAAGAAACGGAAUAUAGUUGGCCUACUGUAUGUUAUAUGGCUAAAUAUAAGAACACUUAUUUAACUCCACGCAUCAACCACUGUUUGAGGAGCAUGCUCUCGCUGCGCGACAGGUGAUAUUCUGCCCAAACUCUGUAUGCCAUGGGCUCUCCAACCCUGUUCCUGCAGCUACCCAGUGCUUAAUUUGGGAAACCAAGUGAAAUCUGUUCGGUAACAUCGAUAAAAACAUGUUUUCGCAACGAAACAUAUUUCACUAAACUGUUGACAGCCCACUCGAGUAAGGAGUAAAGGAGAGAGAGGAGGAGAUGGAAACGCAUGGUGGUGAGAGUGGUCAGAGUGGUUAGAGGGACAAUAGAGCCUUGAUUACCAGGCCAUUACGACCUGAUGGUUGUUAGCAAAUUGGGUACUACCAACACAUGUCCAGAGGGCAUAAAGGGAGAUUACCAUGACUCAUGACUGCCGGUAUGGCAGUAAUACGGUCACCGCAACUGCCCUAGUUCAGACAGGUCAUACCUUUGCUAAUUCCUUACAGAUCAUAGUGGCUGUUGAGAGACUGAAACGAGAGAUCACUCAUUCUAUGGUCACUUAAGGUGAAGAGCCUUAGUGCUCUCCUCUGCAUGCGUCCCAAAUGGCACCAUAUUCCCUAGAAAGUUCACUACUUUUGACCAGGGCCCAUAGGCCUGUAGUGAAUGGGGUGCCAUUUAGGACACAGACAGUCUCAUUCAGAGGAAGAUAUCACCCCGGUCAUUUCUACUGUACAGGACAUGCUCGUUACAGAGUUCAACAGUACCAUGGCAGACCUGGGUUUAAAUACUAUUCCAAAUCUUUUGAAUACUUUUAGUGUUUGUUUUAGCCUGCCUGCAGUUUUGCAAGUAUUCUAUUGGCUCUAUUGCCGCAGGCAAGCUCAAUCAAGCACAGCUACAUUUGAAAUUAUUUCAAAUAGUGUUUGAACCCAAGUCUGGACAGUGGAGAUUUAAAUAUCCAUGAAAAUUGCUCAUUAAUACAAUGCUGUUGGCCAGAAUCCCUCUUAGUACAAUGCAGCCAGCCGUGUGACUAAAAACGUUUUUUUACCUUUUGUUUAAUCGUUUUUGACUCAUCUCUCAAUGAACAGGGUAACCAGGCCAAAUGCUGGCAAAGAGAGCUGGCGGGGAACUGGACAUGACUGGAGCGCAGUUGUAAAAACAAGCUAAACGCCAUGUAAAAUAGAGAAAUUCUCAUUUAGUCUAAUACACAUAAGGCUGUUAACUCAAGGCAUAGAGAAUAGAUAUCUCACCUCUCCCUAUCUCGUUCCCCCUCUCUCUCUCUCUCGCUCUCUCUAUCCAUCUCUUUCUUGCUCCCUCCCGCUCUCUCUCUCUCCUGGGAGAUGGAACUACUCUGGUAUGAGUAGUAUCUCACUGAGGUUUUUUUCUCCCCAAAAUACAUCACAGAGGUUCCCUCAGAAGCAGUAGAGUAAUAUUGUUGGCCUUCUCUCUGAUGAGGCCCAGUGUUUGGGGGGGGGGGGGGGGGGACCUUGAGGAUGAAAGACUGGUGGACAUUUGUCAGGGAGUUGAGGGGAGGGUGAACCAUAGGGGAGCUCCGCCAUCCGAGGGGGUUGGUGCUUCCAAAAAGUGUCAACAAAGAUCUGUCACCACCCUCCCUCUGGGACGCUGCUGCUGCCUUGCCUCCCUGCCCCCAUGUCUGCCUUCCUGGUGCUGCUCACAAAGUCCCAUGAGCACCAGUGAUAAACAAAUGUGCACUGUACUUCAACCUCAAUCUGGUCAUGCAUCUCUCCACACAUGGGAUGCGUCCCAAAUGGCACUAUAUUCCCUAUUAUCAAAUCAAAUGUUAUUUGUCACAUGCGCCGAAUACAACAGGUGUAGACCUUACCGUGAAAUGCUUACUUACAAGCCCUUAACCAACAAUGCAGUUUUAAGAAAAUAGAGUUAAGAAAAUAUUACUAAAUAAACUAAAGUUAAAAAAUAUAUAUAUAAAAUAAAUAAUAAUAAUAUUAUAGUGAACUACUUUUGACCAUGGGUUCUGGACAAAAGUAGUACAGGGAAUAGGGUGCCAUUUUGGACAAAUACCUAGUAAAUAAGAGAUAUGAAGACAGAGCCUUUCUACUCUCAUUAUGUUGUAUAUCAUGUUAUACUGUAAUUGAUCUAUACAGGCACUUUGAGAGAAUGCUGAGAAAAUGGAGAGAUGUUUUUGGGCCCUGGUCAAGAGUAGUGCACUAUACAGGGAAUAGGGUGCCAUUUGGGAGGAACCCUGUGUGCACUUAAAGCUCUAUCUAUAUCUGCCAUAGGGCUUUCAUAAAUCAGGAGAUUUCUGCUGUCUGUGUUCCUAAAGGAGGCCGUGAUAAGAGAGGUGGCCCCAUACUGACCUUCCCUGCCAGAAGCAACCAUGACAGAAUAAAACACGAGGAACUGCGGCGGCUGGUGACCUAUCUCUCCACUGUGCCCAGGUAAGAACAGAGGAUAUGUAUCUGAUUGAGGAUAAGUUUAGCUUUUUAGAUCACAAUGAAUAAGAUUACAUGGACAGGUGGGACCUGAUCCUAGAUCAGCGCUCCUCCGACUCUGAGACGCUUGAUACAUACGGCCGAUACUGCCCCUGGACUAUCUGACCGUGCUAAUGUAAACAUGGCUUAAUGUAUGUGGCUAGCUGGAGGAAGAUGCUGUAUCCAUGUACAGUGCCUUCAGAAAGUAUUCAUACCCCUGGACUUAUUCCACAUUUUGUUGUGUUACAGCCUGAAUUCAAAAUGGUGUUAACAAAUGUUCUCACCCAUCUGAGCACAAUACCUUAUAAUGACAAAGUGAAAACAUGUUUUUAGAAAUGUUUGCAAAUUUAUUGAAAAUGAAAUACAGAAAUAUAUAUUUUACAUAAGUAUUCAAAUCAAAUCACAUUUUAUUCGUCACAUGAGCCGAAAUCAACAGGUGUAGACCUUACUUACAAGCCCUUAACCAACAAUGCAGUUCAAGAAAUAGAGUUAAGAAAAUAUUUGCUAAAUAAACUAAAGUAAAAAAAUUAAAAAUAAUAACACAAUAAGAUUACAUAACAAUAACGAGGCUACAGUUGAAGUCGGAAGUUUACAUACACCUUAGCCAAAAACAUUUAAAAUCAGUUUUUCACAAUUCCUGACAUUUAAAAAUUCCCUGUCUGUCACGGUUUCGGCCGAGGCUGCUCCUUCUCCUUGUUCGGGCAGGCUUCGGCGGUCGUCGUCUCCGGAGUACUAGCUGCCACCGUUCGAUGUUUCUAUGUUUGAUUGGUUUUGUCUGUUUUGCUACACCUGUUCCUUAUUAGGCGUCCUAUUUAGUUCUCUUGUGUUUGGUCAGGUGUUGUGUGUAAUUGUUCCUCGUCACGUUGUGUGCUAAUUCGUUAUUUCUGUUCUCUCUGUAUUUUGUGUUUUAAGAGAGAGAGUUCCGCACUUUGUGCGCCUUAGCAUACUUUACUGUUGUGCGUAAAGUUCACCUGUAGCCUGUUGCCGUGUUUGGCUCGUUUUUUUGGACUUUACUAAAGACGCUGUUCGAAACCUCUGUGUGUCCUGCGCCUGAUUCUACACCACCUCUACACUCAACCCUGACACUGUCUUAUGUCAGUUAGGAUCACCACUUUAUUUUAAGAAUGUGAAAUGUCAGAAUAAUAGUAGAGAGAAUGAUUUAUUUCAGCUUUUAUUUAUUUCAUCACAUUCCCAGAGGACAUUUCUCCAAAAAGUACGAUCUUUGUCCCCAUGUGCAGUUGCAAACCGUAGUCUGGCUUUUUUAUGGCGGUUUUGGAGCAGUGGCUUCUUCCUUGCUGAGCGGCCUUUCAGGUUAUGUCAAUAUAGGACUCGUUUUACUGUGGAUAUAGAUACUUUUGUACCUGUUUCCUCCAGCAUCUUCACAAGGUCCUUUGCUGUUGUUCUGGGAUUGAUUUGCACUUUUCGCACCAAAGUACGUUCAUCUCUAGGAGGCAGAACGCGUCUCCUUCCUGAGCGGUAUGACGGCUGUGUUUAUACUUGCGUACUAUUGUUUGUACAGAUGAACGUGGUACCUUCAGGCGUUUGGAAAUUGCUCCCAAGGAUGAACCAGACUUGUGGAGGUCUACAAUUUUUUUUCUGAGGUCUUGGCUGAUUUCUUUUCAUUUUCCCAUGAUGUCAAGCAAAGAGGCACUGAGUCUGAAGGUAGGCCUUGAAAUACAUCCACAGGUACACCUCCAAUUGACUCAAAUGAUGUCAAUUAGCCUAUCAGAAGCUUCUAAAGCCAUGACAUCAUUUUCUGGAAUUUCCCAAGCUGUUUAAAGGCACAGUCAACUUAGUGUAUGUAAACUUCUCACUGGAAUUGUGAUACAGCGAAUUAUAAGUGAAAUAAUCUGUCUGUAAACAAUUGUUGGAAAUAUUACUUGUAUCAUGCACCAAGUAAAUGUCCUAACCGACUUGACAAAACUAUAGUUUGUUAACAAGAAAUUUGUGAAGUGAUUGAAAAACGAGUUGAAAAAGUGUAUGUAAACUUCCAACUUCAACUGUAUAUAGAGGGGGUACCGGUACUGAGUCAAUGUGUGGGGGUACAGGUUAGUCGAGGUCAUUUGUACAUGUAGGUAGGGGUAUGCAUAGAUAAUAAACAGCGAGUAGGGGGGCAUUUGAUUAAUUGUUCAGCAGUGUUAUGGCUUUGGGGUAGAAGCUGUUAAGGAGCCUUUUGGAACUAAACUUGGUGCUCCGGUACCGCUUGCCGUGCGGUAGCAGAGAAAACAGUCUAUGACUUGAGUGACUGGAGUCUUUUACAAUUUUUUGGGACUUCCGCAGACACCACCUAGUAUAUAGGUCCUGGAUGGCAGGAAGCUUGGCCCCUGUGAUGUAUUGGGCCGUACGCACUAUCCUCUGUAGCGCCUUACGGUCGGAUGCCGAGCAGUUGCCAUACCAGGCGGUGAUGCAAUCGGUCAGGAUGCUCUCGAUGGUGCAGCUGUAGAGCUUUUUAGGGUCUGAGAACCCAUGCCAAAUCGUUUCAGUCUCCUGAGGGGGAAAAGGUGUUGUCGUGCCCUCUUCACGACUGUCUUGGUGUGUUUGAACCAUGAUAGUCUGUUGGUGAUGUGGACACCAAAGAACUUGACACCCCUGAGUCAAGACUCAGCUGUGAGUCUUUCUGGGUAAGCCUCUAAGAUCUUUCCACACCUGGAUUGUGCAACAUUUGCCCAUUAUUAUUUUCAAAAUUCUUCAAGCUCUGUCAAAUAGGUUGUUGAUCAUUGCUAGACAAUCAUUUUCAGGUCGUGCCAUAGAUUUUCAAAUAGAUUUAAAGUGGAACUGACAGCGUUUUAACUACUUUGCAGACGUGAAACAAACAGACAAUCAUAAUACCAGUCAAAAAUAUCAAAUUCCCAGUUUAUGCUACAAAAUCUACUAUAUAAGAGGUUUUAAAAAUAGGUUAUAUUUGACUCAACAUUCCAUGACAUUGUUGGCAGAAUAGAUGGAUGCAGUUCAAUGCAUAAUUAAUAUAAUUCACCAUUGCAUUUCUUGGUAGUCCAAAAAAAUAUUGCUAUUAGGUUGUAAAUCACAGCUGGCCUGGUACAUUGUUUGCUGCCUCCAGUCGGCAUGCACUGUUUCAGUUUCAAUGACUCAAUACUUUGGACAAAAACGGACGAAUGUAACUAAGGCUGAGAAUGUCAGUACAAUCAAACUAGCAAGGACAAUGAUAACGUGGCUAAUAGGCUAGCGUAUCUGUUUAUGUAGCAAGCUAAAAACACGGACCCUAACGUUAGCUAGCUAGCUGAUAGGAGGAUGUCAUGUCACGUCAUUGGAGGAGUGGGUGUGAUUUCGUAACUAGCAAGAACUUGAACGACUAUUAUCCAGUCAGUAUAUCUCUUGCGUUCGCAAAUUUCAGAGCACUCUCGUCUAAGUGUGCCAGAGCGCAGAAUAACUGAUGAAUUUACGAAUGCACAACACCUGCUGAAUAUGACCGGUGUCAGUAAAUGUAGGCAUAAAAAAGUACAGCUUAGCUAACCAGCUCUGCUAGGGCAAGUAAAAUGGUCAGAGUUGUUCUCUCAUCUGUGUCUGGGAGUGGCUAGCUAGCAAGCUAUUCAACUUUAGCCAGUUAGCUUGGGUGCUUGGUUGCAGGCAAGCAGCAGAAGUACGAAUAGGCUACGAUUCCCCAUCAUUUUUGUGUGCAAUUGUGACGGCCAACUAGUUGUAACUGUUUGAGAGGGUUUAUCUAAUGCUCCUUCGUUAGGUUUUAUCUCAUCUUGCUCUGGCUAGCAUUAGUUGUUGAUCUUGUUGUUGUUGAUGUGCAUAACUGAGGGAGAGAGAGCCUACCUUUUCAUGGUGUUUGAUCAAUAGGACUGUAAAGUUCCCAAAUGUAAGAGGACUUCCGUGGUAUUGACAUAUUUGCAGAAAUCUAUUCAGGUGUACUUUGUGGCUUUUGGCGAAUACGUUCUAAUUAUCUAAAGUCGCGCUGUUGCAACUGCCUGUAAACACACAGUCCAGUUCAAAGUGAAUGAUGGCAGGCCUGUGUGGCAAAUGGCUUGUUUGCAUAAAGGCCUACUGUUGCUCUGAUUGGCUAUGGUUCACCGGUCUGCGUAGACUCCGGUCCUGGACAUGCGCUGGCUUGAGCAGGGGGACCUUGCGUGCGCUGCAGGAUUUUAAUCCAUGACGGCGUAGUGUGUUACUAAUGGUUUUCUUUGAGACUGUGGUCCCAGCUAUCUUCAGGUCAUUGACCAGGUCCUGCCGUGUAGUUCUGGGCUGAUCCCUCACCUUCCUCAUGAUCAUUGAUGCCCCACGAGGUGAGAACUUGCAUGGAGCCCCAGACCGAGGGUGAUUGACCGUCAUCUUGAACUUCUUCCAUUUUCUAAUAAUUGCGCCAACAGUUGUUGCCUUCUCACCAAGCUGCUUGCCUAUUGUCCUGUAGCCCAUCCCAGCCUUGUGCAGGUCUACAAUUUUAUCCCUGAUGUCCUUACACAGGUCUUGGCCAUUGUGGAGAGGUUGGAGUCUGUUUGAUUGAGUGUGUGGACAGGUGUCUUUUAUACAGGUAACGAGUUCAAACAGGUGCAGUUAAUACAGGUAAUGAGUGGAGAACAGGAGGGCUUCUUAAAGAAAAACUAACAGGUCUGUGAGAGCCGGAAUUCUUACUGGUUGGUAGGUGAUCAAAUACUUAUGUCAUGCAAUAAAAUGCAAAUUAAUUACUUAAAAAUCAUACAAUGUGAUUUUCUGGAUUUUUGUUUUAGAUUCCGUCUCUCACAGUUGAAGUGUACCUAUGAUAAAAAUUACAGACCUCUACAUGCUUUGUAAGUAGGAAAACCUGCAAAAUCGGCAGUGUAUCAAAUACUUGUUCUCCCACUGUAGACAAAGCACAACAAGGAAUAUACACACCCUGACUCAACAUAUAAUAUAAUAAUAAUAUAAUAUGCCAUUUAGCAGACGCUUUUAUCCAAAGCGACUUACAGCCAUGCGUGCAUACAUUUUUUUUUUGUGUAUGGGUGGUCCCGGGGAUCGAACCCACUACCUUGGUGUUACAAGCGCCGUGCUCUACCAGCUGAGCUACAGAGGACCAUAUAAGCGUCCCCUGGGCGUGACAGUACCCCCCCCCCCCCCCCAAAGGUGCGGACUCCGACCGCACAACAUAAACAUAACAGGGUAGGGGCCGGGUGGGCAUUCCGCCUCGGAGGCGGAUCCGGCUCGGGGCGUGACGACCUCUCACUCUCCGCCUCCCUGUUGCGCCUCUGGUCUGGACCUCGGCGCGCUGCUUCCCCUCUCCUUCCUCCCACGAUACGCCAGGCCCUGUCUGGACCCUGGUGUGGGAGACCCCGAACCUGAAGAGGGGCUGACGUCAUGGUCUGGACUGGAGCCGCUGACCGGAGCUGGACUAGGCACCGUUGGAGCGGACUGCUCUGGCUCCGGAGUGGAGCCGCAGACCGAAGCUGGAUCAGGCACCGGUGGAGUGGACUACUCUGGCUCCGGAGUGGAGCCGCUGACCGGAGCUGGACUGGACCCCGGUGGAGCGGACUGCUCUGGCUUCGGAGUGGCGCAGCUGACCGGAGCUGGAUCAGGCACCGGUGGAGCGGACUGCUCUGGCUCCGGAGUGGAGCAGCUGACCGGAGCUGGAUCAGACACCGGUGGAGCGGACUGCUCUGGCUCCGGAGUGGAACAGCUGACCGGCACUGGAUCAGGCACUGGUGGAGCGGACUGCUCUGGCUCCGGAGUGGAGCAGCUGACCGGUGCCGGACCAGGCACUGGUGGAACGGGCACGGGCCGUGCCGGACUUGACAAACGCACCACUGGUCUGGUGCGAGGAGCAGGCACGGGCCGGACCGGACUGGGAACAUGCACCACUGGCUUGGUGCGAGGGACAGGGCCGGGCUGGACUGGCGACGCGCACCACUGGUUGGUGCGAGGAGCAGGAACAGGCCGGGCCGGACUGGCGACGCGCACCACUGGCUUGGUGCGAGGAGCAGGAACAGACCGGGCCGGGCUGGCGACGCCCACCACUGUCUUGGUGCGAGGAGCAGGAACAGGCCGGGCCGGGCUGGCGAUGCGCACCACUGUCUUGGUGCGAGGAGCAGGAACAGACCGGGCCGGGCUGGCGACGCCCACCACUGUCUUGGUGCGAGGAGCAGGAACAGGCCGGGCCGGGCUGGCGAUGCGCACCACUGUCUUGGUGCGAGGAGCAGGAACAGGCCGGGCCGGACUGUGGAGGCGGACUGGAGGUCUAGAGCGGAGAGCUGGCACAACCCGUCCUGGCUGGCUGGCCACUUUCGCACUACACGUGCGGGGUGCUGGCACAGGACGCACUGGGCUGUGCACGCGCACUGGUGAUACAGUUCGUAGAACUGGCACAGGAUAUGCGGGACCGAGGAGGCGUACUGGAGACCAGGAGCGUUGAGCCGGCACACCCCGUCCUGGCUGGAUGCCCAUCUUUGCACGGCACGUGCGUGGUGCAAGCACAGGACGUACAGGACUGUGCCGGCGCACAGGUGACACAGUACGUAGCUCCGCAUAACACGGAGCUUGCCCACUCAUACGCCUCUUCGCGUGAGUACGGGGAGUUGGCUCUGCUCUAACCCUAGGCUCCGCCAACCACCCCGUGUUCCCCCCCCAAAAUUUUUUAUUGGGGCUGCUUCUCGGGCUUCCUCCUCCACCGGCCUCCUCCGUGUUGCCGUUGCGCCUCUCCUGCCUGGGCAUCUAACUUAGCCCAUGGUCCUCUCCCCGCAAAUAUCUCUUCCCAUGACCACAAAUCGGCCACCUGUGACAUGGCCAUUCGCUCCGCCUGGGCACGCAGCUUGGUCCUCGUUUGGUGGGAUCUUCUGUCACGUUCGUUUAAUGACGGGACAGACCAAGGCGCAGCGUGAUAUAUGUACAUGUUUAUUAAACCAAUAAACACUCUAUAAAAUAAUAAACGAAACGAAACGUGAAGUCCAAUGUAGCACACACAACAUACCUUACAAGGAACAAGAUCCCACAACUAGACAGUGCCAAUAGGCUGCUUAAGUAUGGUCCCCAAUCAGAGACAACGAGCGACAGCUGCCUCUGAUUGGGAACCACACCGGCCAACAUAGAACUAGACAUACUAGAUCCUAAACAUAUACAAAGCACAACAAGGAAUAUACACACCCUGACUCAACAUAUAAGCGUCCCCUGAGUCAGGGCGUGACAUUAAUAACUUCACCAUGCUCAAAGGGAUAUUCAAUGUCUGCUUUUUUUUUACCUGUCUACCAUAGCUGCCCUUCUUUGCGAGCCAUUGGAAAACCUCCAUGGUCUUUGUGGUUGUAUCUGUGUUUGAAAUUCACUGCUCGACUGAGGGACCUUACAGAUAAUUGAAUGUGUGGGGUACAGAGAUGAGGUAGUCAUUAAAAAAUCAUGUUAAACACUAUUAUUGUACACCGAGUGACUCCAUGCAAUUUAUUAUGUGACUUGUUAAGCACAUUUUUGCUCCUGAAUUUAUUUUGGCUUGCAAUAACAAAGGGAUUGAAUACUUAUUAACUCAAUACAUUUCAGCUUAAAUGUUUUUAUUAAUUUGUCAAGAUUUCUAAAAACAUAAUUCCACUUUGUCACGCCCUGGCUCGGGGGACUCUCGUAUGUUGAGCCAGGGUGUUAGUUUCUAUGUUUUGUUGUGGGUUCUAGGUUAUUGUAUUUCUUUGUUUGAGUGACUCCCAAUCAGAGGUAACGAGUGUCAGCUGUUGGCUCGUUGUCUCUGAUUGGGAGCCAUAUUUAACUAUCUGUCUUUCACGUUGUGUUUGUGGUUUCUUGUUCAUUUCGGUUCGUGUUAAACCGUAGACGUCACGUUUUCGUUUGUGUUUUUGAUCGUGUGAUCAGUUAUAGUAAUAAAAUAUGUUCACCUUCAACGCUGCGCAUUGGUCCUCCUCUAUGUAUGACGAUCGUGACAGAAGAAACCACCAAGAUGGGACCAAGCAGCGUGUUCAGGAGCCAUCGCCAGGGAGAUCCCUCACAGAUCUCCUUCGCCUCCUGGACUGGGUCAAGCCGAGGGAGGAAGACAAGGGCUUGACAUUAUGGCAGAAGGGCGAGAAGCUGGCGAGGGAUAUGGAGACGUGGUCCACGGGUAGGAGAGACGCCCCGAAAAUUUUUAGGGGGGGGCUCACGACGGCGGACCAGCAGGAGGCCGCGAUAGAGCGGUCCAGUGGGUUGCCGGAGAAGGCCGCCGGGUUACGGGGGCCACUGGUAGAAGAGGGGAUGGAAGGUGUGGAGGCACGGCGAGAGGUACUGGCGUGUGUUGCCAGUCCGGUCCGGCCCGUUCCAGAUCCCGGUGUAGAGCCAGUGGUGUGUGUCCCCAGUACGGUCCGGUCUAUUCCUGCUCCCCGCACCGAACCUGCGGUGCGCGUCGCCAGCCCAGUCCGGCCCAUUCCUGCUCCCCGCAUCAAGUCUGUGGUGCGUCUCGUCAGCCCGGCUCUGCCCGUUCCUGCUCCCCGCACCAGGUCGGGGGUGCGCGUCGCCAGCCCGGUCCGGCCCAUUCCUGCUCCCCGCGUCAAGUCUGUGGUGCGUCUCGUCAGCCCGGCUCUGCCCGUUCCUGCUCCCCGCACCAGGUCGGGGGUGCGCGUCGCCAGCCCGGUCCGGCCCAUUCCUGCUCCCCGCGUCAAGUCUGUGGUGCGUCUCGUCAGCCCGGUCCGGCCCAUUCCUGCUCCCAGCACCAAGUCUGUGGGGCGGUUCGUCAGCCCUGUCCGGCCCGCUCCUGCUCCCCACACCAAGCCAGUGGUGUGCGUCGUCAGUGCAGCACGGCCCGUGCCUGUUCCCCACACCAAGCCAGUGGUGUGCGUCGUCGGUCCGGCACGGCACGUGCCUGUUCCACUGGAGCCGGAUCCGCCGCCUAGGCGGAGUGCCCACCCGGUCCCUCCCCUGUUGUGUUUCGUUGGCGCGGUCGGAGUCCGCGCCUUUAGGGGGGGGUACUGUCACGCCCUGGCUCGGGGGACUCUCGUAUGUUGAGCCAGGGUGUUAGUUUCUAUGUUUUGUUGUGGGUUCUAGGUUAUUGUAUUUCUUUGUUUGAGUGACUCCCAAUCAGAGGUAACGAGUGUCAGCUGUUGGCUCGUUGUCUCUGAUUGGGAGCCAUAUUUAACUAUCUGUCUUUCACGUUGUGUUUGUGGUUUCUUGUUCAUUUCGGUUCGUGUUAAACCGUAGACGUCACGUUUUCGUUUGUGUUUUUGAUCGUGUGAUCAGUUAUAGUAAUAAAAUAUGUUCACCUUCAACGCUGCGCAUUGGUCCUCCUCUAUGUAUGACGAUCGUGACACACUUUGACAUUAUGGGGUAUUGUGUGUAGGCUAGUGACAAAAAUCUCAAUUGAAUACAUUUUAAAUUCAGGCUUUAACACAACAAAAUGUAUGAAUACUUUCUGAAGGCACUGUCUGUUGACACACGGCAUACACAUCAGAGCUUACUUCAACAUGCCUAUUGUAUCAAAUUAUUGUUUGUUUUAGAGCAAAAGUUUUGUUGUCAUAAGGAGAUGGUUAUCCAUGGUGUGUCAUGAGAUGUAGACAUUGACAUUAUUUGGGUAAAUAUUCUUACAGGAAAUUAUUUUGUGAUUAUAAUUCUCAGAGGAAAAAGGUUGACAAUGCUCCCACAGCAAAGUGAAUGGAAAUGAUACAGUGGGGAAAAAAAGUAUUUAGUCAGCCACCAAUUGUGCAAGUUCUCCCACUUAAAAAGAUGAGAGAGGCCUGUAAUUUUCAUCAUAGGUACACGGCAACUAUGACAGACAAAAUGAGAAAAAGAAAUCCAGAAAAUCACAUUGUAGGAUUUUUUAUGAAUUUAUUUGCAAAUUAUGGUGGAAAAUAAGUAUUUGGUCAAUAACAAAAGUUUCUCAAUACUUUGUUAUAUACCCUUUGUUGGCAAUGACACAGGUCAAACGUUUUCUGUAAGUCUUCACAAGGUUUUCACACACUGUUGCUGGUAUUUUGGCCCAUUCCUCCAUGCAGAUCUCCUCUAGAGCAGUGAUGUUUUGGGGCUGUCGCUGGGCAACACGGACUUUCAACUCCCUCCAAAGAUUUUCUAUGGGGUUGAGAUCUGGAGACUGGCUAGGCCACUCCAGGACCUUGAAAUGCUUCUUACGAAGCCACUCCUUCGUUGCCCGGGCGGUGUGUUUGGGAUCAUUGUCAUGCUGAAAGACCCAGCCACGUUUAAUCUUCAAUGCCCUUGCUGAUGGAAGGAGGUUUUCACUCAAAAUCUCACGAUACAUGGCCCCAUUCAUUCUUUCCUUUACACGGAUCAGUCGUCCUGGUCCCUUUGCAGAAAAACAGCCCCAAAGCAUGAUGUUUCCACCCCCAUGCUUCACAGUAGGUAUGGUGUUCUUUGGAUGCAACUCAGCAUUCUUUGUCCUCCAAACACGACGAGUUGAGUUUUUACCAAAAAGUUCUAUUUUGGUUUCAUCUGACCAUAUGACAUUCUCCCAAUCCUCUUCUGGAUCAUCCAAAUGCACUCUAGCAAACUUCAGACGGGCCUGGACAUGUACUGGCUUAAGCAGGGGGACACGUCUGGCACUGCAGGAUUUGAGUCCCUGGCGGCGUAGUGUGUUACUGAUGGUAGGCUUUGUUACUUUGGUCCCAGCUCUCUGCAGGUCAUUCACUAGGUCCCCCUGUGUGGUUCUGGGAUUUUUGCUCACCGUUCUUGUGAUCAUUUUGACCCCACGGGGUGAGAUCUUGCGUGGAGCCCCAGAUUGAGGGAGAUUAUCAGUGGUCUUGUAUGUCUUCCAUUUCCUAAUAAUUGCUCCCACAGUUGAUUUCUUCAAACCAAGCUGCUUACCUAUUGCAGAUUCAGUCUUCCCAGACUGGUGCAGGUCUACAAUUUUGUUUCUGGUGUCCUUUGACAGCUCUUUGGUCUUGGCCAUAGUGGAGUUUGGAGUGUGACUGUUUGAGGUUGUGGACAGGUGUCUUUUAUACUGAUAACAAGUUCAAACAGGUGCCAUUAAUACAGGUAACGAGUGGAGGACAGAGGAGCCUCUUAAAGAAGAAGUUACAGGUCUGUGAGAGCCAGAAAUCUUGCUUGUUUGUAGGUGACCAAAUACUUAUUUUCCACCAUAAUUUGCAAAUAAAUGCAUAAAAAAAUCCUACAAUGUGAUUUUCUGGAAUUUUUUUCUCAAUUGUAUGUCAUAGUUGACGUGUACCUAUGAUGAAAAUUACAGGCCUCUCUCAUCUUUUUAAGUGGGAGAACUUGCACAAUUGGUGGCUGACUAAAUACUUUUUUCCCCCACUGUAGAUACAGUUUACAUACAGUACCAGUCAAAAGUUUGGACACCCCUACUCAUUCAAGGGUUUUUCUUUAUUUUUACUAUUUUAAAAUUGUAUAAUAAUAGUGAAGACAUCAAAACUAUGAAGUAACACAUAUGGAAUCAUGUAGUAAACAAAAAAGUGUUAAACAAAUCAAAAUAUAUUUUAUAUUUGAGAUUCUUCAAAUAGCCACCCUUUGCCUUGAUGACAGCUUUGCACACGCUUGGCAUUCUCUCAACCAGUUUCACCUGGAAUGCUUUUCCGGAGUUCCCACAUAUACUGAGCACUUGUUGGCUGAUUUUCCUUCACUCUGCAGUCCGAAUCAUCCCAAACCAUCUCAAUUGGGUUGAGGUCGGUGGAUUGUGGAGGCCAGGUCAUCUGAUGCAGCACUCCAUCACUCUCCUUCUUGGUAAAAUAGCCCUUACACAACCUGGAGGUGUGUUGGAGCAUUGUCCUGUUGAAAAACAAAUGAUAGUCCCACUAAGCCCAAACCAGAUGGGAUGGCGUAUCGCUGCAGAAUGCUGUGGUAGCCAUGCUGGUUAAGUGUGCCUUGAAUUCUAAAUAAAUCACAGACAGUGUCACCAGCAAAGCACCCCCACACCAUAACUCCUUCAUGCUUUACGGUGGGAAAUACACAUGCGGAGAUCAUCCGUUCACAUACUCUACGUCUCACAGACAUGGCGGUUGGAACCAAAAGUCUCCAAUUUGGACUCCAGACCAAAGGACACAUUUCCACUGGUCUAAUGUCCAUUACUCGUGUUUCCUGGCCCAAGCAGGUCUCUUCUUCUUAUUGGUGUUCUUUAGUAGUGGUUUCUUUGCAGCAAGUCGACCAUGAAGGCCUGAUUCACACAGUCUCCUCUGAACAGUUGAUGUUGAGAUGUCUGUUACUUGAAGCACUUAUUUGUGCUGCAAUUUCUGAGGCUGGUAACUCUAAUGAACUUAUCCUCUGCAGAAGAGGUAACUCUGGGUUUUCCAUUCCUGUGGGGGUCCUCAUGAGAGCCCGUUUCAUCAUAGCGCUUGAUGGUUUUUGCGACUGCACUUGAAGAAACUUUAAAAGUUAUUGAAAUGUUCCAUAUUGACUGACCUUCAUGUCUUAAAGUAAUGAUGGACUGUUGUUUCUCUUUGCUUAUUUGAGCUGUUCUUGCCAUAAUAUGGACUUGGUCUUUUACCAAAUACGGCUAUCUUCUGGAUACCCCCCCUAACUUGUCACAACACAACUGAUUGGCUCAAACACAUUAAGAAGGAAAGAAAUUCCACAAAUUAACUUUUAAGAAGGCACACCUGUUAAUUGAUCAUUACACAGGUACAUCUUGUGCUGGGGACAAUAAAAGGCCACUCUAAAAUGUGCAGUUUUGGCACACAACACAAUGCCACAGACGUCUCACGUUUUGAGGGAGCGUGCAAUCGGCAUACUGACUGCAGGAACGUCCACCAGAGCUGUUGCCAGAGAAUUGAAUGUUUAUUUCUACCAUAAGCCGCCUCCAAUGUCGUUUUAGAGAAUUUGGCAAUACGUCCAACCGGCCUCACAACCGCAGACCACGUGUAACCACGCCAUCCCAGGACCUCCACAUCCGGCUUCUUCACCUGUUGAUCAUCUGAGACCAGUCACCCAGACAGCUGAUGAAACUGUGGGUUUGCACAACCGAAGAAUUUCUGCACAAACUGUCAGAAACCGUCUCAGGGAAGCUCAUCUGCGUGCUGGGUGACUGGAUGACAUGGGGACUGUUUGAAUAGACAAAAAUUAACAGCUUUGUAUGAGUAAAAAAAUAACAUGGCAUGCUCGCUCCAUCCUGUUGGCGCAGUGGACUAAUUCCAUGGAUAGAGAACAGAAGAUCAUAGGUUUGAAUUCCUCUGUGCCACAAUAAAAAAGAAAUGUGUUUGAAUGAUUAAUGCCUAAGUAAAUGAAUUUCCAUGUGUCCUAUCUGUGCUUGGAGUUCAAAACAGUUAACCCAAACUAAGCUUGCAGUGUUAAUAAAAGUCUUAUUGAAACAUGUCCUCAGAACAUUCUUUAAUUACCUUCAAAUAACCUAGAAAUUCCGUUCAGGGAACCAUAGUAAAACGUUCUCAGAACCUCCCUGCAACCUAAAAAUGUACUUUCCCUGAACAGGCGAAAUUUUCACUUCCCCCUAUUUCUCCCCAAUUUCAUGAUAUCCAAUUGCGAUCCAAUUACGAUCUUGUCUCAUCGCUGGAACUCCCCAAUUGUCUCUGGAGAGGUGAAGGUCGAGUCAUGCGUACUCCCAAACAUGAUCCGCCAAACCGCGCUCCUUAACACCUGUCCGCUUAACCCGGAAGCCAGCCGCACCAAUGUGUCGGAGGAAACACUGUAUGACUGGCGACAUGAGUCAGCGUGCAUGCGCCUGGCCCGCCACAAGUAGUUGCUAGAGCACGAUGGGAAAAGGAACCCUCCCCUUACCCGGACGAUGCUGGGCCGCCUAAUGGGUCUCCGGCCGCGACACAGCCUGGGAUCAAACCUGGGUCUGUAGUGACGCCUCUAGCACUGCGAUGCAGUGCCUUAGACCGCUGCACCACUCGGGUGCACCACCCUACCAGUCAGGAAAUGUAUGGUCAGGAAACUUUUGAUGAAGUACUGAAAGAUCCAUUACUAUUAUGUUUUAAUUACUCAUAUAUAAAUGGAAAACUGUUGGACACACAAAAAGAGGGACUGAUCUCUCUCCUGCUGAAGCAGGAGCCAGGGGGGCAAUACAAAGACCCAGCCUCUUAAAUAAAUUGGAGGCCCCUCACCCUUCAAUUUUGCGAUGCAAAAACAUUGGCAAAAUGUAUUGCUCAUAGAAUAAAAAAGGUUCUACCGGACAUUAAUCAUCACGAUCAGACGGUAUUCUUAAAAGGAAGAUAUAUAGGAGACAACAUUAGACUAUGAGCAUGCAGGGAAACCAGGUAUAGUCUUUAUAACAGCAUUUAUUUUACCCAUCUUAUGAGAGAUUCUCCAAAGUUGAACAAAAAUCCAGGCACUUAUAAACCGAUUCUAGACGUACUGUCUAGAAUCGGUUUAUAAGUGCCUGGAUAAAAGAUGUUCAACAAUCCUUUAUGCAAAAUAAUAAAUAACAGUUACUUCUCUGAUAACAUUUAAUUGUCAAGAGGUGUAAAACAAGGUUGCCCUCUGUCACCAUACCUAUUUUUUUAUGGCCAUUGAACUGUUAGCUUUAAAAAUCUGAUCUAUUGAUAACAUUCAAGAAAAAAAUAUAUAUGGAUUAGAGACAAAAGUAUCGAUGUAUGCAAAUUAUUCAAGUUUUCUUGUGUCCUCAAUCUUCAACCUUGAAGGGCCUAAUUUAGUACGUGGAUAAUUUCUCCAGUUUCUCUGGACUAAACCCCAAUUAUGAUAAGUGUGCUAUAUUACGGAUUCGGUCUCUAAAAGACACAAAUGUUAAAUUACCAUGUGGUCUUCCGAUUUAACUAUGAUAGAAAACUUAGUAAAAUAGAUAGAAUCUUGAAACCGUGGAGAGGGAAACACCUAUCCAUUUACGGGAAUAUUACCCUGAUUAAUUCUCUAGUGAUAUCACAGUUAACAUAUUUAUUCUUGGAUCUACCAACUCCAGGAGAAUCAUUUUUCGAAUAAUGUCAAAAUAAAUAUUUCCCUUUAUUUGAAAUGGCAAACCAGAUAAUGUUAAACAAGUAUAUUUAUAUAACGAACAUGAGUUUGGAGGGUUAAAACUAAUAAAAGUUAAGGCAUUAAACCUCUCUCUUAAAGCCUCCAUUGUACCGAAAUUGAAUCUAAAUCCAAACUGGUUAUCUAGCAAGCUACUAAGAGAUGCCCAUCCUAUGUUUAAGAGUGUGCUCUUUGCCUUUUUGCAGAUUAAAAACUCACAUUUUCGGUGUAUUGACAAUGGAUGCCUGUUUAAAGUAGCAUCCUUUUUAAAUGAAGUCAUACAGAGUUGGCUACAAUUGAAAUGUCGUCUUCCAGAAAAGGCAGAUAUAUUAUUACAGCAAAUAAUUGGCUAAAUUCCAAUGUACUGAUAGAGAAAAAAACUAUUUUCUAGAUAAAAAAAAGAAGGGUAUAAUAUUUAUGAAGGACAUUGUAAACAAGGACGGUAAGAUUGUCACACAAGCAACUAACAACAGUGUAUGGAAGUGUAUGCUCAAUACAAAUUAUUACCAACUCAUUGCGGCUCUGCCACAAAAUCGGAAGAGAUAAUUACUUAAAGAAGAAAUUAAAGAAUUAGUCUGUCUGCCAUCCAUAAAAAAAUCAUAAAUGGCUUAAAAUGAUUACUAUAAGUCAAAGAAUGUAUCCGUUUCACUUAAAGCCAAAAGGUUUGACAGCAAUGCCGUAUAAAAUUGAAGUCAGUUGGGAACAUGUCUUUGAUGUCCCAAUACCUUGGUAUCGGGUAUAUGAACUGAUAUAUAAAACAACAAUUGACACAUCAAUCCGUUCGUUUCAAUUUAAGCUAUUAUAUAAAAUACUUCCUACUAAAAGAAUGCUCAAUCGCUGGCUUUAAAAAAAAUCAGGUCCAGGAAUGGUUGUUACAGGGCCUUCAGAAAGUAUUCACACCCAUUGACUCUUUCUCCCAAAACAUUUUAUUACAGCCUGAAUUUAAAAUGUGUCACUGGCCUACACAUAUAUAUACCCCAUAAUAAUAGGAGAAAACUGAGGAUGGAUCAACAACAUUGUAGUUACUCCACAAUACUAACCUAAUUGACAGAGUGAAAAGAAGGAAGCCUGUACAGAAUACAUAUAUUCCAAAACAUGCAUCUUAUUUGCAAUAAGGCAGUAAAGCCAUUCUUACCACUCUUCAUAUUUUCAAGCAUGGUGGUGGCUGCAUCAUUUUAUGGGUAUGCUUGUCAUCGGCAAGGACUAGGGAGGAUACAAAUAAAUGGAAUAGAGCUAAGCACAGGCAAAAUCCUAGAGGAAAACCUGCUUCAGUCUGCUUUCCAACAGACACUGGGAGACAAAUUCACCUUUCAGCAGGACAAUAACCUAAAACACAAAGCCAAAUAUCCACUGGAGUUGCUUAACAAGACGACAUUGAAUGUUCCUGAGGGGCCUAGUUACAGUUUUGACUUAAAUUGGUUUCAGAAUCUAUGGCAGGACUUGAAAAUGGCUGUCUAGCAAUGAUCAACAACCAACUUGACAGAGCUUGAAGAAUUUAAAAAAGAAUAAUGUGCAAAUAUUGUACAAUCCAGGUGUGUAAAGCUCUUAGAGACUUACCCAGAUAGACUCAGAGUUGUAAUCGCUGCCAAAGGUGAUUCUAACAUGUACAGUAUUGUAAAAUAUAUAUUUCUGUAUUUCAUUUUCAAUACAUUUGCAAAAAUGUCUACAAACAUGUUUUCACUUUGUCAUUAUGGGGUAUUUUGUGUAGAUGGGUGACAAAAAAAAUCUAUUCAAUCCAUUUUGAGUUCUGGCUGUAACACGACAAAAUGUGGAAUAAGUCAAGGGGUACUUUAUACCAUAAUAUCAGGGUUCAGAUGGACCUGCAAACUGUAUUGUUUGGGGAUCUGAAAAACCAUGAUCAGUCAAUGGGAAAUAUCAUUAUACUAUUGGGUAAAGUAUUUAAAGGGCAAUAUCGGUAGAAAUGUUACAGAUAGGGAGGUUCUGGACCCUCGUAAGACAUCAGAGUAAAAUGGAGGGAUGUAUUGCAAAACGAAAUAGCAAAAUUGCAUUAUACUGGGAAAUAUGGGUAAAUCUGUGGAUUGGAGUUAAAGGAAAAUUCCACCCAAAAACUCUAUUUUGGUUUUUGUUUCAUUAGUCCAUUGUUGACAUAGUCCCAAAAUGUUUUGCUUGUAAGCAAUCAAAUUUUCAAGAUAUGUAACUUUCAAAAUACAGAAAUCCUCCUCGUAUGAUGUAUUUUGCAUCAUAUGAUGCAAAAUGCAUCAUACAGGGAGGAAUGGUGGAUUGGUCACUGUGGGUGAAAAUACAGCACUUGCAGAAAGAGGAAAUUAGGAAUACAUGUAUAAUUAUUUAACUACAUAUACCGUACAUAUGAAAAUAGCUGUAAGUAGCAGUAGAAGUAUUGUUGUCUGUUAGUUUAUUCCAAUCAGGAUAGGGAUGAUAGGGUUGGGGCGGGGAGUACAAAAAGUUGUGAGAAAGUACAAAAAUGUACUUUCCCACAACUUCCAAGGAACCAAAUGUGAUAGCUGGGGAGUCGAAGUGUUCCCAUUUUCAACCAUUUUAUGUGUCUGAAGGUACAAACUCCGCCUACCCGGUGGGCCUGGAGAGCAAAUCAAGUGCACCUAUAGGUCUACCGCUGGCCAAUCAGAUAGCUCAUAUCACCGUGCCUGCAGCGCCCACGAGCCCACAGCGAAGUUGAUACUGUGACAUUUCAAAACUUUUAAAACCAUGACUAGAGAGAGACUUAAACUAAUACAGCAAAGAGCUGCUGUUAUUAUGAGUGAGUUUUUAUUCAGCACUGUCAACACUUUAUUCAACAUUUACAUUUUAGUCAUUUAGCAGACGCUGUUAUCCAGAGCGACUUACAGUUAGUGAGUGCAUACAUUUUUCAUACUGGCCCCCCGUGGGAAUCGAACCCACAACCCUGGCGUUGCAAGCACCAUGCUCUACCAACUGAGCUAUAGGAGCCAUAAAACGCGCUCCUCCCUAUCCACUCCGGCAACAAAGUGUAUCGAUAGGCUUGCAUUGUUAUUAUUAGCGGCUUGUCUUUUUUAAUAUUGAGGAAUAUUUCACAUUUUCUGGACACAGGAGUAAAAACAUGAAUUUGUGCAUUAGGCAGAAAUAAUGAAGUGCGACUCGAGUUUCACCAUCAGCUGGAAGUGUCUCGUCUUAGUGGAGGGAAGGAGAGCUGAGGGAUGGUGAGAGGCAGCCUCUCCCUCCCUCCAUCCCUCCCUCCCUCCCUCCCUCCUUUUGCUGAGCGACUGACCAUCAGAUGCAGGCACCAUCAGUCCAGUAAAAUAUGUAAUUUAUACUGAAGUAAUACAAUCAGUGACCAGUGUGAUCAUAUACCUCAGGUUUUGAAAUAUAAUUUCUAAAUGGUCUGAGAAGAACCACAUUGGCAGGGCAAUUCAAGCAUAGCCAAUAUGCAUUAAUAAUGUAGCCUACUGCACAAACCUCAUUGCUACAUAACUGCUUUUAAUAGGUUAUUAAUGUUGCAUAGGCUUACAUUUUUUAAGGCAUGUAAAAAAAAAAAACUUGCUUUUUGACUCAAAGUGAUCUCGGCUCAGAAAAGGUUGGUGACCACUGGGGAAGGAGAUGCUUCAUGUAAUAAAGGGUGUGUCCCAAACGGCCCUGGUCGAAAGUAGUGCACUACAUAGGGAAUAGGGAUCAAUUGGGAUGUAUACAUUUUCUCUUGUUUGUCCCCCAGUCUUCCAGCACAAAACGAUGCGGAAAGAAUCAUAUUAAUUCCAGAAGUAUGGGAGGCUUGAGGAGCAGGGCAUGUGGCGGGCCAAAGCAAUUACAGGUUAUUUUUAUCUUCCAAUCACAGUGAAAUGCUUUCAAAGCAUCGGGACCUAAGAAUAGGGGGGGGGGGGGGGGGGGGGGGGGGAAAUUUAAACGCGAAUCCCAACAAAUAAGCCUAUUACAUCUGAAGAGGACACGCCCAGUAGGAGAUAAUUAGAUACGUGUGUGAUAGUCUAUCAUUUGUAUGAUAAUCCAAAAUGAAAGAGCUUAACGUCGAUGACAGGCUUGUCAGAGAGCUAGACUCAUGGGAGCUAAUCAUCACUCUGAAGGUAGAACCAGCGGGCCUAUUUAAAAGAAGUCCAAUUGAAUAGCGCUUGUCAUUUAGUCACAGCAGUUAAAACUGUUCCGGUGGUGUAAUGGCUUUAGCAUCACCGUGGUUGGCUCGGAGUCCAGGGGAGUCAAGGGACCAAUUCAGAUCUAAAUUGGCUGAAGGACAUUAAGUAGGGAGUGUUGGAUGGUGAUGUUGGAUAGUGUGGAGUGCCGCCCUAGCCCGACCUAGGCUCCCUUGGAGUGGGUGUGAUGUGGAGGGCAUGCUGCGUACUAACGGUUGGUUCUCUCUCACCCUCACUCUUUCUCUCUCUCACUCUCUCUCUCUCUUUCAUUCUUUCUCUCCUUUUCUCUCUCACUCGCUAUCUCUUCUUCGCCCUUUCUCUUUCUUUCUUUCUCUCUCUCUCUCUCUCUCUCUCUCUCUCUCUGUCUCUCUCUCUCUCUCUUACUCUCUCCUCUCUCGCUUUACUCUUUCAUCUCCUCUAUCUCCCAGUGAGGACGUGUGCAAGCGGGGCUUCACAGUGAUCAUUGAUAUGCGCGGUUCCAAGUGGGACCUGAUCAAGCCUCUACUGAAGACCCUGCAGGAAGCCUUCUCUGCUGAGAUCUGCGUGGCGCUCAUCAUCAAACCGGACAACUUCUGGCAGAAGCAGAAGACCAACUUUGGCAGUGCCAAGUUCACGUUUGAGGUAAGGGAGAGCUCAGCUUGGGCAAAAACUGAGCCUUGUUUUAGUUGGCAUGUCUGGUUGCCCACUGUUUAAAAUAUUUUAUAUUUCUCUAGUACAGGCAUUUUCUCUAGUCAGCAUGCCUGUUUUGAUUAUGGUGAUUAUGUAUUUCAUCCAGAGUUGAAUAGCACAAUUUUGUAUUGUGAUGUUAUCACAGGACUAUAAGCGCUACUUGACAACAGUCGUUAAUUUUGGUCUGUCUAUAAAGUGGACAGGAAGCACAGACCCGUGUUUUCAAAGGGACUGGUGAGAAAAGAAUGCAGAAUUAUUAUCCCCCCCCCCCACGAUUUUCCCAUAUUCUCUGCAUGUAACGCUGUACAGAGGUCAGCCAUUAGUAGUGUGCUAGGUAGUGUGAGGUUAAGCUUACACCCCUCGGUCCUCCCCUUUCUCAUUCCUACCAUUCACAGUGAAAUGUAGUGCUAAUGAGAAACAGAAUUGCUGCAUUCCAAAUGGCACCCUUGACCCUUUAUAGUACACUACUUUUGACCAGGGCCUAUAUGCCUCUGGUCAAAAGUAGUGCUCUAUAUAGGGAAUAGGGUGCCAUUUGGGACACAUCCAAUGAAGCCUGUAUACGUUUUGGCGAACCUCUUGAUUGUGUGCUGUUGAGCGGGUCGAGAGCUUCAAGUUACUCAGUGUCCACAUCACUAAGGAAUUAACAUGGGUCACACACACCACCACAGUCGUGAAGAAUUUUCAGUAGGCUGAAAAUAUUUGGCAUGGGCCCUCAGAUCCUCAAAAAGUUCUACAGCUGCACCAUUGAGAGCAUCUUGACUGGCUGCAUCACCGCUUGGUAUGGCAACUGCUUGGCAUCCGACCGCAAGGCACUACAGAGGGUAGUUUGUACAUCACUGGGGCCUCUAUACCAGGCGGUGUCAGAGGAUGGACCUAAAAAUUGUCAAAGACUCCAGCCACCCAGGUCAUAGACUGUUCUCUCUGCUACCGGCCGGCAAGCGGUACCGAUGCACCAAGUGUGGAACCAACAGGACCCUGAACAGCUUCUACACCCAAGCCAUAAGACUGCUAAAUAGUUAACCAAAUAGCUACCCAGACUAUCUGUAUUGACCCCCCUUUGCAGUAACUAUUUUGACUCACCACAUACGCUGCUGCUACUGUUUAUUAUCUAUCCUGUUGCCUAGUCACUUUACCCCUACCUAUAUGUACAUAUCUACCUCAAUGACCUUGUACCCCUGCACAUCGACUCGGUACUGGUACCCCUUGUAUAUAGCCAAAUUAUCAUCACUCAUUUUGUAUUUAUUCCUUGUGUUAUUAUCUUUCUAUUCUUUUUCAAUUUUUCUCUCAGCAAUGUUGGGAAGGACCCGUAAGUAAGCAUUUCACUGUUAGUCUACACCUCUUGUGUACGAAGCAGGUGACAAAUCACAUUUGAUUUUGAUUUGAUUUGACAGACUAGCAUGGUGUCAGUGGAGGGCCUGACUAAGUUGGUGGACCCAUCCCAGCUGACGGACGACUUUGAGGGCUCUCUGGAGUACAACCACGAGGAGUGGAUGGAUCUGCGCGUGGCCCUGGAGGAGUUCAUGGGCUCGGCCGUGCACCUCCUCUCCCGCCUGGAGGACCUCCAGGAGCUGCUGGCCAAGAAGGAGUUCCCGGUGGAUGUGGAGGGCUCACGGCGGCUCAUCGACGAGCACACGCAGCUCAAGAAGAAGGUGAUGAAGGCUCCCGUGGAGGAGCUGGACAGGGAGGGCCAGAGGCUGCUUCAGUGUAUCCGCUCUAGUGAUGGGUUUUCUGGGAGGAACUGCAUCUCGGGUAGCGCUGACUUCCAGAGCGUGGUGCCUAAGAUCGCCAGCCUGCUGGACAAGCUGCACUCCACCAGACAGCACCUGCACCAGAUGUGGCACGUCCGCAAGCUCAAGCUGGACCAGUGUUUCCAGCUCCGCCUCUUUGAGCAGGACGCGGAGAAGGUGAGUGACCAAACUCAGAGGUCUAGAAACACAGUCACAAUAAAACAAUUUGAGCUGAGUUGAUCUCUGAAUUGAAAAUCUUUAUGUCCAUUGAAAUAUUUUAUGGAAUGGACUUUUGUCUUUAACUCGUGGUUAAAAAUGAGUAAAUCUAAGUAAUAUUACAAACAAAACAUCAGACAACACAAUAUAGAUGAUACCAAUGAUCUCUGCUAACAGAAUAACAAAAAUGAACCCACAGUACAUUAAAGACACUGGUGAUUUGAUAUGCAAGCCGUUUAGCUAGUAAGACCAGUCUAAUUGUCAAACGUGUGAUUUGUAUACAGUAAGGCAGACAAACGUUGACAUGGAAUUUAUAUUAAAAGGUUGCAAACUGAUUGAGAGGUUUUUCGCAUAUAAAUAUCCCUGAACCUUAAUUGCUAAUAUUUAUCCUAGGGACACAUCGUGAAAGUCCUCAGUAUGACAACAAAUAACAAACUUUGGACUAGAUGUGAUGUGAGGUCUAGGGUACAUCCCAAAUGGCCCUCAAUCCCCUAUUGUAUAUAAUGCAAUACAUUUGACCAGAGCCCUAUGGGCCCUGGUCAAAAGUAGUGCACUAUGUAUGGAAUAGAGUGGGAUUUGGGACAGAGCCUUUCUCUGUUUAUAUUGAGGGCCUAAAUACAUAAACGCUGCCAUUUUGUUUAUUUCUUUGAAAUGCAUAUUAAAUGGGAUAUAAUAAUAGCCUAUGCUUUUAGAAGGAUAUCUGCUUUUACAAGAUUUUGAAAAAAAAAAACAGAAUGGUUCAGUACAUAAUUCCCUGAGAUGCUAUUUUUAGGGAAUAAACAUGUAUUUUGCCCACUUUUCCAAUUUGUGAGGUAUUUCUGUGUGUAUUAAAAACGAUUUAUUCUCAUCUACACACAUAUCUCCCUUGACAAUGGCAGUAAUGUUGUCCAGAUGAACCCAAAGGUACAUGUAAUAAUUUCAUAAAGUAUUUGUUAGGUCUCUGAAAAGCUUCCAAGCUUUUAAAGGAAAACCUCACAUACCCUAAAUACCCCAAAACUCAUUAGGAAUAACACAACAACAACAACAACAACAAAAUGACCUCAUGUUAGGACCUAUACAGCUCUGGGAAGGUCAGAGACACAGGUGAGCCUGUAAGAAAAAGGUGAAUGUAUUUAGAUGACAAUGAUGAUCACAUACUCAAAACAAUAUUUUACAUUGCCAAGUCAUUUGCCAUUUCUCAAUGCAACAAAUGAACUAAAACAAAUAAACUAAAGUAAAAUGGCCACACAGCUAGUGUAUACAGAGAGGAUGGAAGAAAAACUGCAUUCUCCUAACCAUACAAUAUUCUCUCCAAUCCUUCAAGCCCACACUCCCCCCAAUAUACCCUACAAUGAUGAAUUAGUAGGCCAUUGCCUGGUGGACUCUAGACAAAGGCCUUCAUUUGGAUAAGUGCAGUCAGUCCCUUUUCUAAUGACAGUGGAGCCCCAUGGUGCCUCUGAUUAGGCCAGGCACAGAUAAUUAUUAAUUUCCCUGGGGACAAUGCCAAUCAAGGCCUGGCACACGUACUGUGUCUGUCCCUCCAUGUGUCCUCUCCAAUUGGUCUGGGAUUGGUUACUAACGCUGUACUAACAAUGUGUUACACAACACAUAGUCGAGCAGGAUAGCUACAGCAGUUCACCUACUGGUCAUAUUGUAAACUCAGAUUCCAUAAAACUAUUUUAAUUCUAAUCCGACUGUCACGCCCUGGCUCUGGGACUCUGUUAUGUUGAGCCAGGGUGUGUUGUUUCUUUGUGUUUUGUAUGCUAGGGUGAUAUUCUAGUGCUUGUGAUUCUAUUUUGGCCGGGGUGGUUCUCAAUCAGAGGCAACGUGAAUCAGCUGUUGCUUGUUGUCUCUGAUUGGGAACCAUACUUAGGCAGCCGUUUGGGCAUUGUCAUGUGUGGGAUCUUGUUCCGUAUGGUUUGUUUUGUAACCAAGGACUUCACGUUUCGUAUCGUUUGUUGUUUUGUUCGUGUGGAUCAUUUAAAAAAGAAAGUAUGUUCACAUUCCACGCUGCGCAUUGGUCCACUUCCUCCGACGAUCGUGACACCGACGAGCACUUGGACAGUCAUAGUAGCGUUUGUGGUUGCACACCUGUACUCCAGCCAUUUGAACAGUAAUUGUAAAGACUGAGCACAUUGUAACAGGGCACCCUUGAAGCUCAAGCAUUAAUAAGGGUAUUUUUGAACAACGCUGUUGAAAUGAAAUUCUCGGUGUGCAACCCCAGUAAAGGCACUUCCUGUCUGUGUGGAUCAGGAUCAAAGGAAACAAUAACAGACAGAGGGGAGGAUAGACGCACAUUUAUUUGUCCUAUUAUCUACAUAUUCCCUACAUAGUGCACUUCUUUUGACCAGGACCUAUAGGUUGUCAUCAAUAAAACAUCACAAUAAGGUGCAGAGCGUUUGAUUUGCCUGCUUGGGGGCAAGGAGACCCAAACUCUGCUAAAACCAUUGACAACUGAGUGCUGUUUUCAAGGGAGUGUUAAAUAUACAGUACCAGUCAAAGGUUUGGACACACCUACUCAUUCAAGGCUUUUUCUUUAUUGUUACAAUGUUUUACAUUGUAGAAUAAUAGUGAAGACAUCAAAACUAUGAAAUAACACAUAUGGAAUCAUGUAGUAACCAAAAAAGGGUUUAACAAAUCAAAAUAUAUUUUAGAUUUUAGAUUCUUCAAAGUAGCCACCCUUUGCCUUGAUGACAACUUUGCACACUCUUGGCAUUCUCUCAACCAGCUUCACCUGGAAUGCUUUUCCAACAGUCUUGAAGGAGAUCCUACAUAUGCUGAGCACUUGUUGGCUACUAUUCCUUCAUUUUGCAGUCCAACUCAUCCCAAACCAUCUCAAUUGGGUUGAGGUUGGGUGAUUGUGGAGGCCAGGUCAUCUGAUGCAGCACUCCAUCACUCUCCUUCUUGGUCAAAUAGCCCUUACACAGCCUAGAGGUGUGUUGGGUCAUUGUCCUGUUGAAAACAAAUGAUAGUCCUACUAAGCCCAAACAAGAUGGGAUGGCCUUUCGGUGCAGAAUGCUGUGGAAGCCAUGCUGGUUAAGUGUGCCUUGAAGUCUAAAUAAAUCACUGACAGUGUCACCAGCAAAGCACCCCCACACCAUCACACCUCCUCCUCCAUGCUUCAUGGUGGGAACCACACAUGCGGAGAUCAUCCAUUCACCUACUCUGCGUCUCACAAAGACACGGCGGUUGGAACCCAAAAUCUCCAAUUUGGACUCAUCCAACCAAAGGACAGAUUUCCACCGGUCUAAUGUCCAUUGCUUGUGUUUCUUGGCCCAAGCAAGUCUCUUCUUAUUAUUGGUGUCCUUUAGUUGUGGUUUCUUUGCAGCAAUUCGACCAUGAAGGCCUGAUUCACACAGUCUCCUCUGAACAGUUGAUGUUGAUAUGUGUCUGUUACUUGAACUCUGUGAAGCAUUUAUUUGGGCUGCAAUUUCUGAGAUGCAAUUAACUCUAAUGAACUUAUCCUCUGCAGCAGAGGUAACUCUGGGUCUUCCAUUCCUGUGGCGGUCCUCAUGAGAGCCAGUUUCAUCAUAGCGCUUGAUGGUUUUUGCGACUGCACUUGAAGAGACAUUCAAAGUCCUUGACAUUUUACGGACUGACUGACCUUCAUGGCUUAAAGUAAUGAUGGACUGCCGUUUCUCUUUGCUUAUUUGAUCUGUUCUUGCCAUAAUAUGGACUUGGUCCAAAUAGGGCUACUUCUGUAUACCACCCCUACCUUGUAACAACACAACUGAUUGGCUCAAACACUUUAAGAAGGAAAGACAUUCUACAAUUUAACUUUUAACAAGGCACAGCUGUUAAUUGAAAUGCAUUCCAGGUGACUACCUCAUGAAGCUGGAUGAGAGAAUGCCAAGAGUGUGCAAAGCUGUCAUCAAGGCAAAGGGUGGCUACUUUGAAGAAUCUCAAAUAUAAAAUAUAUUUUGAUUUGUUUAGCACUUUGUUGGUUACUACAUGAUUACAUAUGUGUUAUUUCAUAGUUUGUACAAUGUAGAAAAUAGUAAAAAUAAAGAAAAACCCUGGAAUUAGUAGUUGUGUCCAAAUUUUUGACUGGUACUGUAUGUUAAAUCCAUUGACAACAGUUUGCAGUUUUCAAGGGAUUGUUAAAUAAAUGUUAACUUUGGUUGUAAUAUCAUCACCUCUUGAAAAGCAUAGUCAGAAUAUUAUUUUUUUCUCCCAUUAUUCCAUGCAAAACAAUUGUGCACAUUUAGCUCUAUCAUAAGAAUUAUACAGCAAUUAACUGCAUGCUUUUCAUUAUCAGUAAACAUCAAUUGAUCAUGUAAUUUCAGAUAUGUGAGGGUAGCCUUACGAUAUCGCUCAAUAUUGGCCACCAUUAAUUGGAUAUUUGAGUGAUAUAAAAUAAAAGUGAACUCUACCUGACAAAUAUGAGUGGUUUAGGUCAAUUACCCAUCCUUUGUGGGCUUUGCCUGUCAAGCUACCGGUAUAAACUUUAUACAGUGUGCUAAACAUAAUGAUAAGUAGACCUAAUGUACUUUUUAACAACCAACAUAGGCCUACCUAGUGAAGUUAGCUAACAUUCUCUCUUUUUCAACAUUGUUUUUAAGAGUGUUUAAUCAUGAUUGCUGCUGACAGACAUGAUAGGCUACAUUGAUUGAUGGACCACUAGACAUUGGCUAGCUAGCUAAUAACAGAUUACGUCAAUAUGGCUAGUUAACAAGCUAACUUUCAGGGGAUAAACCAGAUGGUAUAUUUGCUUGCCAUCUAUAGGGGUGAUGACAGCAGUCCUACUGACUACUUUACCAGGACCAAAAGCCUAAUCUCUGAUGAAGCAAGCUAAACGACACAUGUUGUUUGCUUAGCUAGCUACCUGCCAAAUGGAUAGUCUACCCUACGUAUCUGAAAAUACAUGAUCAAUUAAGGUUUACUCCGACAUUGCUCGAUCUAAUAUUUAUAUAUUUCUUAAUUCCAUUCUUUUACUUUUAGAUUUGUGUGUAUUGUUGUGAAUUGUUAGAUACUACUGCACUGUUGGAGCUAGGAACACAAGCAUUUCGCUACACCCGCAAAAACAUCUGCUAAUAAUUUGUAUGUGAUCAAUAAAAUUUGAUUUGAUUUGAUGAUAUAGCUAAAUGUGGAAUAAUUGGAAAUGUGUAGUUCUGACUAUAUUCUUCAUGAGGUGAUGAUAUUAAAAUUGAAUAGUUAUAACAUUUAUUCAACAACAGUGGUGAACCGUGACUAUAGGACCUAGGCCUUCUGAGGGACCAAAAAUCUUCCAAUAUAUUGUAUCAAAUAAGAAAAUAACAGAACACAACACUUAAUGCGCCCAACAUUAUAUCUUCUGUAGUCAGUAGUCAGACCAUUCUAAUUCUAGUGAAGGAGGAGCAAUACUUUUUGAUGACAUUAUGAAGGAAUCAAACAGGCCUGGCCGCGCUUCGGGCUGCUGCACACACAGAGACAGAACUGGCAUGGAUACAACAUGACACACAGCAUCAAAUGAUGCACUGUUUACACAACUUAUGGUAGCCAACACCACUAUCACACUAUCACUAAUAGCGACAACAACAGUGUCACAUCAAAGGUGACAGGCUCAUGGUGCUGAAAGGACAGCGACCGUAAUACCUGUGCACUCCAUGGCGCUGAAGGAGAGCCAGUUUUGGUCAAACACAUAGACACGGCUGAUAGACAGGCGACAGCAGUCACACACAGCAUCAAAUCAUGUUAAAGAAUAAGCAGCCCAUUUACUCCAGUAGGCCCCAUGAGAUCAUACCUGAUUGGGUAAUUUUUUCUAUUCAAUAUUAAUCCUUCUCUUUCCAACACAAACUGAAGAGAUGAAAUCAGACAAUGAUUAUAAUUAUUGUGAAGAUGAAAUAGAAAAUUAAAAUGAAUUGUAAUUAAAAAAUGUACACAUUUUAUAAAUCCUUAGGCCUUCUCUGACGGUUCCCCACUGUUUAACAAUUCGUUGAAAAUGGCACGUAGUUGUCAAUUGUUUUAGCGGAGCUGGGGGUCUCCUUGUCCCCCAGCUGCCAAAUUGAAUGCUCUGCACCGUAUUGUGAUGGUGGCCUGAAAGGAUGGAAGUUCAACAUGUAGCUAGAUGUAGUAGGCUAAUGUUAACUAGCUGGCCUGGCGCAUCAUUGCCCAUUAAAGGAAGUUAGCCAGGUAGCCUACCACAACAAAAACUAAAAGCGUGUACAGUAUGACAGAGUCAUAGACCAUUUAGGCAACAUGAAAGAGGAGGAUGGCAUUGGCAUUUCUCUACAAGUAGGGUGAGUCAACAUGUUUUUUUUCUACUUGCAAGUAAGCACGCAUGCAUACACACAGAAAUCAGUACCAUGGACAGCCACAUCAUAUUUAGCUUACGUUUAUUGGACUAAAUAGUUGUUGUUAUCUUUUAGUUGUCACUGUAUUAGACUAAGCAUAGGUGAUUAGAUAAUGUUGAAAUGCUGACGUUGAAAUGGUGCUGGAUUAGUGGAGGCAGCGCCUGUUUUCUUUGUGACUUGCGGUAACUCUCAGUGGUUCUAAAUCAAUAGUUGUUUAGUAAUCCGAAAAUGGAAACAUUAACUUGCUUGACCAUGCUGUAGGUAAUUUAACUGUUUGUUACAUGCAAUAUGUUUUGUGGACUUCACCAGACAGAUGUUGCGCUCCGGUUUUGUGAUGAAACAAAGGUGUGGUUGAAUUUAUUCUGCCACUGUGUCUUCUUAUUUUCUCAGCCUUAGGUGUCAAGGCAUAUUAUUGAAUUAACAGGUUAUAGAGCAAACAACGGAAUUAUCACAUCACAUAGGUUGUAAUAUGGCUUUUUUCCCCCUGGCUUGACUUCCCCUGGGAUUUUAUCCACACACCGCUACUGUUGAUAAAACCUAUUAGGUUUAGGUUGCCAUUUGGGACCCAGUCAAAAUGAACAAUUACUGCUCCUCUCGCCUGGCCUCCACGCCACCGUCUUCCUCCCCCAUCAUGCACCGGUAAUGAUCAAAGCCAUAUGAGGGAAGAAAUCUCACAUGGAUUUUAGUCAGGAGAGUUAUAGGUUAAAAUCAAUCAUCUGUGAUGAAAUCAAUAUGUUUCUUUCAAGGAAUAUGGCAUUUUUACUGAGUACAUUUUAGGUUUAUGAUCAGGAAGAAGUUGUUGUUCAUUUAGGAUAAUGAUGUACAGAUCAAUCUUUUGAACACUCUUUUUGUUGCUGAGAAUUUUCCUGCACUGCAGGAAAUGCAAACUUGUAGUGCAAACUGUUCAUCAUCUUCAAGUGAACAUGAUACGGAGUCAUUUAUCAGCAACUACACUGAGCCAGAAUUUGUCCCCCCUAGAAAAGCAAACCGUCAUUGAGCUAAUUAAUUCUUUAGCCAGCUUCUCUCCGUUUGAUUUGUAAGUUAUUAGAUUAAGCUGUCAAGAUGUGAUUUAAUAAGCAUGACAAGUUAGGGAAUUUAUAAGUAUCGUUUCAAUCAUAUGGUCUUUUGACAAUAAAGUUGAUUACAUCAAACCCUACUUUGAGGGUAAGGAAUAUGCAUCCAAACCAAAAGAUAUGAAGGACCACUUUUUCCUAGUCAUUUUUCUGCUUUUCCCAUUCUAUUUGCUAAAGUUAUUGCUUAUUGAAAGCAAAGUCAUUUUACAGUCACCAUUGUAACUUUUUACUGCAAUUGAUCGUGGUUUAAUAGGAUAAUAAUUAUCAUAGCAUUAUUCAUCAAAAAAACAUCUAAAUCAGAGCAAAUUCUCUAUAGAAACACCUGCACUGUAAUCUGUUACAUCAGUAUAAACACAUUAGACAACUCAUUCCUUUUAUAAGGACUUCCAUUGGAAGGCAGCGCUGAGAGUUCACACUAGCGCCAAUAUUUAAUUAACAGCUCGAUCAAACCUGAUGAAAUAGAUUUAUUCUAAUGUCGCAGGCUCUUCAGAGCAGGGGUUUAAAGCUGCUGGCCUAGAGGGCUGUCCUAAUGUGACCCUAUAAUCACGCUUGUCACGCCACCGUUAUUUAAUAUUUGUUCAUAUAGUUGAGCAUACUGUACAGGAUUUUAAAGAGCGAUGGCAAGCCGCCCAAUGACUUGAAUUUCAUUAAAUCCAAUCAAUAGUGUAUAAUUAACGCCAGAGAGAGGACUACAGUAUCAUGUAAUGCACAGAAUGUUUAUCUGCCGUGGCCUAGGGUGGUCUAAUGGUCUAAGCCGCUGCCUCUGGAUCACAUAUACAGCUGAAGCAUGGGUUCAAAUACAGCCAUCUGCUAUUUGCUGUAUCUUUCCUCUCUCUCUAUCCUGUCCAAUACACCAAAAAAUUAAAUAUUGUCUAUCCGCUGUGCUGUGAUGAGUUACAACGGCUAAACUAUCAAUGAGAAUGUCUAAUAAUCAUUAUGAUUAUUGGUUGAUUAUGUGUAAUAUAAUAUGCCAUAUAUAUGCUAUUUAUAUGCGCGCAAGCCGUGCAUUCAUUUUUGUAUGGGUGGGCCCAGCGUGAAUCGAACCCAAAAGCGCCAUGCUCUACCAACUGAGCCACACAUGACCAGUAACCCAACCAGCAACCUUACCUAACCGUAUGUAUCUGUGUUUGUUCCCACCAUAGAUGUUUGACUGGAUCAGUCACAAUAAGGAAGUGUUCCUGCAGAGCCACACAGAGAUCGGAGUCAGCUACCAGCACGCCGUGGACCUCCAGACGCAGCACAAUCACUUUGCCAUGAAUUCUAUGGUAUGUGGGGACUAUGUGGUUUGUGAGGACUAUGUGGUGUGUGAGGACUAUAUGGGGUGUGGGGACUAUAUGGGUUGUGGGGACUAUGUGGGGUGUGGGGACUAUAUGGGGUGGGUGUGAGGACUAAAGUGUGUGAGGACUAAAGUGUGUGAGGACUAUGUGGUGUGUGAGGACUAUAUGGUGUGUGGGGACUAUAUGGUGUGAGAGGACUAUGUGGUGUGUGAGGACUAUGUGGUGUGUGGGGACUAUGUGGUGUGUGGGGACUAUAUGGUGUGUGGGGACUAUAUGGUGUGAGAGGACUAUGUGGUGUUUGAGGACUAUGUGUUGUGUAAGGACUGUUUGUGGUUUGUGAGGACUUUCUGUGGUGUAUGGGGUUGGGGGAUGUAAUAAUAUAGAUGACAUCAAUACUCCUUGAGUCAUGGCUCAGUAAUUUCACUUUGUAUGAGUAAGAGCGGAAUUAUUGAAAGACAGACUGGCUGAAGUUCGAGGAGCGGGUCAAAAGGCCUUUCAAUUACUGUAUUAGUAUUUCAAAUAGGGUUGUAAAAGAAACAUGCUCGUACAGCUACCAUUGAUGUUGUGGAGGCCACUGGCUAUGGAGAGCAGAAGUCAGUUUUGCAUAUGAACACACACACUCAGGUUAUUAUUGCUCAACUGAAAUAGCAGGCUACUUCUUCAAUGUUGAUUUGAUUUCCUCUGGUUCUAAAAUUACUGUUAGGAUGUUUCCCAAAUGGCACCCUGUUUUCUAUAUGGCCUUGGUCUUAAGUAGUGCACUAAAUAGGGAAUAGGGUGCCUUUUGAGAUACACCUUAGAAUAGGGAAUUACCUCCACUGCAGUUUUCCUCUGACAGAAUGAAGACAUGUUUGAUACUAUUUGGAUAAAUCGAGCCACAGUGCUGUGAAAAAGUAUUUGCCCCCCUUCUAAUUUUCUCUACUUUUCAAUAUUUUUUAUACUGAAUGUUAUCAGAUCUUCAACCAAAACCUAAUAUGAGAUAAGGGGAACCUGAGUGAACUAAUAACAGGAAGCGUUUGGUUGGAGUCAUUGCAGCUGAAGGUGGCACAACCAGUUAUUUCGUUAUUUUUUCACACAGGGGAAUUGGGUGUUGCAUAACUUUGUUAAUUCAAUAAAUCAAAUAAGUAUAUAUUUUUGUGUUAUUUGUAAACUCAGGUUUCCUUUAUCUAAUAUUAGGUUCUGGUUGAAAUUCUGAUCAUAUUCAGUAUAAAAAAAUAUGCAAAAAUAGAGAAAAUCAGAAAGGGGGCAAAUCAGUUUUCACGGCACUGUAUGUACCAAACACUAGCCAAGAGACACACCACACGCACAUGCACAUUUUAAUGGCAUGGAAUGUCCUUUUAGCACCUAGCCUACAAUUAUUUAUUUAUUUUUAAUUUAGGGGGGUAGAUCAGCUUUAAUAUUAUACAUAGAUUAUGGCUUCCAUCAGUGUAAUUGUCUGCAUCAUUUCCAAUAUAUCGUUUUUAGUAAAUAUAUAUAAAAUAUAUAUAUUUUAAUAUAUUUUCCUUUAUUAUUUUCCCCUAAUCCUACCACACUUCCCCUACAUGGAGUAAACUAAUGGACAACAACGCUUCUACUUCCAGCUUAUACAUACGAAAUACAUUUUACGGACACAGUAUAUUUUUACAAUACUUAUCUUUUGUUUGUUUUUAGUCCCAUCCUAGCCUACUAUUGCCAUUUUCUGCCUUGAUUCUCAAUGUGUGAUCUUUUUAUUGUAUUUUCUUUACAAUAAAAAACCUCCACACUUACAGAGGCAGCUUGGCUCUCAUUGAAGAACCACUCUCUCUCGCUCUCUCACUCUCUCACUCUCUCUCACUCUCUCUCUCCCCCCCCACACUCUCUCUCUUGCUCCCCCCACUCUCUUUCUCUCUCUCUCUCUCUCUCUCUCUCCUCUCUCUCUCUCUCUCUCUCUCUCUCUCUCUCUCUCUCUCUCUCUCUCUCUCUCUCUCUCUCUCUCGCUCUCUCUCUCUUGCUCUCUCUUGCUCCCCCCCACUCUCUCUCUCUCUCCCCCUCUCUGUGCUCAUACAGACUCCUAAAUCAUGCUGUUAUUAUGUUUUGACGUGAGUCUUGGCUCAGCAUGUUCAGCAUGCAGCUACCUUGUCUGAACGUAGUUCAUUAAGCCCUGCUUUAAACCAACGAGCUGUUCGUUUUGAUGGCUUCAUUAGUAGUUCUAAUCAGGUUAGCGGUAAAUAAAGCCCACGGUGGCUGCAUCAUGUGAAGCUGAUAAAUGGUUGUGCCUAAAGCGGCCAGAGAUGAUAAAACUCCCGUAGUGGAGGGAUGGAUGGGUGGGUUUUGGGGACUACAGAGCCAUAUGGCAGCACAUAGGAAUAUCUGUCUGUGUGUGUGUGUGUGUGUGUGUGUGUGUGUUUGUGUGUUUGUGUGGGAGUGUCAAAGACAUCAGGGGUGGCCUGCCAGAGAGAGAGAGCGAUUCAGUCAAAGCUUCAGAAUUCUGUCACGCUUGUUGUCGCUAAGCUCUACACCAUCAUUUCAUGCCGGACUGGCUCUCGGGUCAUACAGUAUCUUUUGUAGCAUUGAAUGUUUGGCUAAUAAGCAAUACUACAUUGCUAGCUAUAGCUAGACACGCCACAGAGACCUAGAUUUCUUAGUUUGCUUGUCCACUUGGAUUCAGUCAUCUCUAUGUUUGAAUAAGGAGCAAAUAGAUCCUGAAAUAAAUUAAAAAUGUCCUGAAUUUAAUGAAAUAUGUCCUGAAUUAAAUUAUAUAGACCCCUCAAACUCCACUCUGGACCUCGAAGCCAGUUCCACUUCUUUUUUUCAGGGACUGAUUAGACCUGGGACACCAGGUGGGUGCAAUUAAUUAUCAGGUAGAAUAGAAAACCAGCUCCGGACCUCGUAGGGUAAGAGUUGAAUACCCCUAAUAUAGACCCUGAAUCUUUUCCCAUAAUAUAUUAUGUCUUCUCUAUGUGUGUCACUCCCUCGGUGCAGAAUGCCUAUGUGAACAUCAACCGGAUCAUGUCGGUGGCGUCACGCCUGUCGGAGGCGGGCCACUACGCCUCGCAGCAGAUCAAACAGAUCUCGGCCCAGCUGGACCAGGAGUGGAAGAGCUUUGCCGCCGCCCUGGAUGAACGCAGCACCAUCCUGGCCAUGUCGGCCGUCUUCCACCAGAAGUCGGAACAGGUUGGCAAUAGACAGUAGGCCUACGGGCUGCAACCCUCAUACUGUUGUCACUCAGUCACAUAGCCCUGAAUCCUACCUAACUUUAAGUCUGAGCACAUAACUCAGACCUUUGUGUAAAGCAUGUACUGAUGUCAAAGGGAGAUUUGCAUGACAAUUCAAGCAUUGCAUGAACGCUAUGAACAUCCUUCAAGCCCACAGGCCGUCUGAGAGAGAUUGGAAUGUCAGUGUUGUCCUGUAUUUCUCUGGCUGUUGCCUGUUGCUGUGUAGAGGUAGUUAAGAUAGACCUGCGUUUCCUUGGCAGCAGCUGCUAUGAUGCAGAGUGUUUGGGGCUACAGGUGUGCCUGUCGGCUGUAGACUAUGCUGCUUUACAGAGAGCCAGGCAGGCAGGCGGGGUCCGGGGUUACCUCAGCCUCUCGUAAAGAGGGUCUGCCUCCCUUCCUCCCUCCCUGCCGGCCUCUGUCUAUGGAAUUACUCCCAGGGCUCUGUUGAUUGCUCUAUCUGUAUCUGUUAUGUUGUGUGAAUGUGUCUCCUGGCCUGUGUUCAUACAGUUCCUGGCUGGGGUGGAGGCCUGGUGUAAGAUGUGCAGUGAGGGGGGGCUGCCCUCGGAUAUGCAGGACCUGGAGCUGGCCAUCCACCACCACCAGACCCUCUACGAACAGGUGACCCAGGCCUAUACCGAGGUGAGACACCCUCACAACAAAAACCAGGGUUGGGGUGAAUUCCAUUUAAAUUCCAGUCAAUUCAGGAAGGACACUAAAAUUCCAAUUAUUUUCAAUGCUUUUCAAUUAGGAAUUGGAAAAUUUGGAAUUGGAAUUUGGUUUACUUUCUGAAUUUACUGGAAUUGAUAUGGUAUUGUCCCCAACCCUGACACUCACCCAGUUAGAGCACUAACUAAACUCAGGUUUAUAGUGGCAUUCUGUGCUAGUUUAAGAUCCCACCACAUAGCUUUUAAGGGGAAUGACCACAAUUGUAAUCCCCCUUUUAUAUGCCAUAUACAGUGGGGAAAAAAAGUAUUUAGUCAGCCACCAAUUGUGCAAGUUCUCCCACUUAAAAAGAUGAGAGAGGCCUGUAAUUUUCAUCAUAGGUACACGUCAACUAUGACAGACAAAAUGAGAAAAAAAUAUCCAGAAAAUCACAUUGUAGGAUUUUAAAUUAAUUUAUUUGCAAAUUAUGGUGGAAAAUACAUAUUUGGUCAAUAACAAAAGUUUCUCAAUACUUUGUUAUAUACCCUUUGUUGGCAAUGACACAGGUCAAACAUUUUCUGUAAGUCUUCACAAGGUUUUCACACACUGUUGCUGGUAUUUUGGCCCAUUCCUCCGUGCAGAUCUCCUCUAGAGCAGUGACGUUUUGGGGCUGUCGCUGGGCAACACGGACUUUCAACUCCCUCCAAAGAUUUUCUAUGGGGUUGAGAUCUGGAGACUGGCUAGGCCACUCCAGGACCUUGAAAUGCUUCUUACAAAGCCACUCCUUCGUUGCCCGGGCGGUGUGUUUGGGAUCAUUGUCAUGCUGAAAGACCCAGCCACGUUUCAUCUUCAAUGCCCUUGCUGAUGGAAGGAGGUUUUCACUCAAAAUCUCACGAUACAUGGCCCCAUUCAUUCUUUCCUUUACACGGAUCAGUCGUCCUGGUCCCUUUGCAGAAAAACAGCCCCAAAGCAUGAUGUUUCCACCCCCAUGCUUCACAGUAGGUAUGGUGUUCUUUGGAUGCAACUCAGCAUUCGUUGUCCUCCAAACACGACGAGUUGAGUUUUUACCAAAAAGUUAUAUUUUGGUUUCAUCUGACCAUAUGACAUUCUCCCAAUCCUCUUCUGGAUCAUCCAAAUGCACUCUAGCAAACUUCAGACGGUCCUGGCUUAAGCAGGGGGACACGUCUGGCACUGCAGGAUUUGAGUCCCUGGCGGCAUAGUGUGUUACUGAUGGUAGGCUUUGUUACUUUGGUCCCAGCUCUCUGCAGGUCAUUCACUAGGUCCCCCCGUGUGGUUCUGGGAUUUUUGCUCACCGUUCUUGUGAUCAUUUUGACCCCACGGGGUGAGAUCUUGCGUGGAGCCCCAGAUCGAGGGAGAUUGUCAGUGGUCUUGUAUGUCUUCCAUUUCCUAAUAAUUGCUCACACAGUUGAUUUAUUCAAACCAAGCUGCUUACCUAUUGCAGAUUCAGUCUUCCCAGCCUGGUGCAGGUCUACAAUUUUGUUUCUGGUGUCCUUUGACAGCUCUUUGGUCUUGGCCAUAGUGGAGUUUGGAGUGUGACUGUUUGAGGUUGUGGACAGGUGUCUUUUAUACUGAUAACAAGUUCAAACAGGUGCCAUUAAUACAGGUAACGAGUGGAGGACAGAGGAGCCUCUUAAAGAAGAAGUUACAGGUCUGUGAGAGCCAGAAAUCUUGCUUGUUUGUAGGUGACCAAAUACUUAUUUUCCACCAUAAUUUGCAAAUAAAUUCAUUAAAAAUCCUACAAUGUGAUUUUCUGGAUUUUCUUUUCUCAAUUUGUCUGUCAUAGUUGACGUGUACUUAUGAUGAAAAUUACAGGCCUCUCUCAUCUUUUUAAGUGGGAGAACUUGCACAAUUGGUGGCUGACUAAAUACUUUUUUUCCCCACUGUAUAUUUUCAAGAAUACGAUGGUUGUUCAAAGACUGUCAUAAGUUAUCUAAACAUUAUCAUAAGCAAUCUAAACAUGGAUAUACACUGUACAUACCUUUGAAAUAUUGCCCUUAAAUUAAAAAAAAUCCUUAAAUCAGAUCUUUCCAGACACAAAACUCUUUCAUUACCAUUUUUACCUGUACUACAGUUUUAUAUCAAAUAUGACCUUUACCCGCCACAUUGAAUCCAUCUGAAUUGCACCAUGAGUGACACAUGGUAUGUUAUACAUUAUGAGGACCACUGUCCUUCCAUGUCAGAUUUACUUCCCACAGAAGAUCCUGUAUGAUAAUAGGUUUGUGGUUCUGUAGCAUUUCACAAGAUGCCUCUGCUUUCCACUGACUUCUGUCCUCCUUGCUUGUUUUAUUUUAGUGUCAUCUCUGAAAAGGUUGCUAUAAACGUCUCUGGUUUAAACUGAAAAAAUUAAGUGUUUGCUGUUCUCUUACAUAUUGUGCAACAGAUAAAGAAGAAAAAUACCCAUCCUAAUGCACCAAGAAGUGCAUGUAAUUUAGCAAUUUGCACUGGAAAUGAAAUUACAGCUUUGACCAGCUUGAUUUAGUAAGGUACAUGUGCAGCUAGAACAGAACAGAGAUGAUUAGCAAGGAACUGACUUUCAAAAUCCUUCUUUUCCUCAGACUUUUCUUUCCACAUAAUGAAACUAAGAUUUGACUGACAUGACAGACUUCAAGAUUAAUUGUGAUACUGUAUCUAAUGCCAAUAUAGAGUUGCAAAAUUCCGGGACAUUCUCAAAGUUCCCAGGUUUUCAAAAAAAUCUAGGUAGGAUGAUUCCUGAAAUCGGGAGGGAAUAAGGAGGAAAUCCGGGACUCCUCCAAAUGUGAUUUAUGGAGAACCUGGGAAUUUUGGGAAAGUUGCAACCCUACAGAUAUCAAAGGUCAAGUAGGGUGUGCUUAUAUUUGUCCUGUUUCAAGCAUGUGUGAGGUGUGAAAUUUAAAUGUAUUUUUUAUCCCAACUCCCCCUGAGACACCCUCAGAGAGUGGGGUCACUGCCAGGGAUCAGACAUUAUUGACGGCGACCAGAGCAAUUAGGGUUAAGUGCUUUGCUCAAGGGCAGAUCGGCAGAUGUUUUUCACCUUGUCAGCUCAGGGAUUUGAGCUAGCAACCUUUGGGUUACAAGCCCAACGCUCUAACUGCUAGGUUAGAGUUAGGCUAACCCUCCUAAUAUCGCGUCCCUCUCUGUCACCAGGUCAGUCAGGAUGGCAAGGCCCUGCUGGAUGUCCUCCAGAGACCACUGAGCCCGGGGAACUCAGAGUCUUUGACGGCCACAGCCAACUACUCCAAGGCAGUCCACUGUAUCCUGGAUGUGGUCCACGAGGUCCUGCACCACCAGAGGCGUCUGGAGAGCAUCUGGCAGCACCGGAAGGUCCGCCUCCACCAGAGGCUACAGCUCUGUGUGUUCCAACAGGAC
Messenger RNA from Coregonus sp. 'balchen', 59212 nucleotides. The record is from the annotation of a GenBank genome assembly. NCBI's taxonomy places the organism in Eukaryota, Metazoa, Chordata, Actinopteri, Salmoniformes, Salmonidae.